This is a messenger RNA of Drosophila bipectinata, 64182 nucleotides long. NCBI's taxonomy places the organism in Eukaryota, Metazoa, Arthropoda, Insecta, Diptera, Drosophilidae. The record is from RefSeq and is a predicted model, not a curated record.
UCUACGACUGCGGAUUGGAAUCGCGGAGCGCCCUGAACGCCUGAAUCGGCGGACAUAAUGUGAUAAAGCCGCCUGCCCACCAGGCAAUGAAAAAAAACCCAACCAAACCCCAAAACUCAAUCCAAUUUGAAUGUUUGUUGGUCGGGGAGUAGUGAGAAUUUGAAGAGUGUGUGCACAAAUCCGAAAUUUCUUACCUAACCCAGCCCCGUGAGAUAAUCUCAGGCUGGUCUCGACUUUAUAUUGUCUCGCAAUAAAACCCCGAAAAGCCGAAAGCUUCAGUGUCAAAUAUAAUCAAAGGGAAGAAGCGUGUUUCUGCGUUUAAACAAAUUCUAGUUUAAUUACGUGCCGAAAAAUAAACUGAAGGCCGUUCAGGGGUUGUUCAAAAAAGGAAAAUUCGGCAAAGGCCUGGUGAAAAGUGUGUGUGUGUGUGCGGUGCGUGAGAAAAAUCAAUUCUGCAUUUGGGUGGAAAACACGGGCGUGGAAAUCGGGCGUGCGAGAGGACAAAGGACGAACCGAACGGCAAACCCAUAACCGAUGACCAUUUGGCUUAGCAAAGGACAACUAGAAAAACCGAUGCUAUCAUGGCUGAUAGCGGAGAUCCAGGAUCCAAGCCAGGGGAUCCAACAAUCAUAGAUGCCGGCGGAGGAGCAGAAGGUGGGCGUGGAGGUGGCGGCGAUGACGUACCGCCUAUCCCAGCUGUUCGGCGGCGUCGUGCGCAUGAGCAGAAGUCCUCGAGAGAACACGUGGAGGAGGAGGUGCAGGACCAACAGCUGGAGACCUCCACGGUGACGCGUACAUAUAUGAAAACCAUCACCACGUCCCUGACCACGUCGAGCAGCUCCAACCGUGAGGAGUUUGUGGUGGAGUCGCCCUCCCCCAACCAGCAGAGACUGCGCCAGAAGGUGGCCCAGUACGAAAAGGUAUGGUCCGAUGGUUCGAGUCCUUCCAAGCGACCCGCCGAGCAGAGCUCUGAUGAGUUGCGUCUGGGUGACGACCAGGAGGACUACGAUGCCGAGAAUCCUUUCGAGAUUGAUGUCCACGAAAUCGAGCGUCGGCUGCGACAGGAGAGGCAGCGGGGCCUGGCCGAGGCGGAGGCAGCCAAGCUGGCCUUCCAGCAAGUCCAGCUGCGGCAUACGACUCCGCCGCGACGUGUGGAAGUCACCAGCGAGCAGGUGGCCAGCCCGUUUAACGUCACUCUCCGCACCACGAGCCGGAUGAGUCCUGGCGCCGAGCAGGGCAACGUGGAGGAGCAAUUGUCGCCGUUUAAUGUGACCCUGAGAACCACUCGCAGGACCAAGAAAAAGGACAUUAAGGAGGUGGAGCGCUUUCUUGAGGGCGAGAGAACUGUGAGAGAGGUGCCCGCAGCCGACGGAGUAAGGACCAUCAUCACGUCCUCAAUGACCAGCGAUGGGGGCUAUGCCGAGGAGAAGAUCUACCGCCACGGCGAGGGCUAUGUCUCACCCAGAGAUUCGCCAUCCUGGUCCCGGUCCAGCUACUCCAGCGAGCGAUCCAGUGUGACUCCUCCGCGGAGUGUGGAUCUGACUGCCGGCGGCCGAAGAAUUCUCAUCAAGCUGGAACAGGAAUCGGAACUGACCGAGGCAGACUACUAUCAGAGAGACGAGACCGACUCGUUUGGUCGCCAGGAGAUCCCCAUGGCAACCGGCAACAUUGACAUUACCGUGGGCGGUGGUAGCAACCCCCGCCGGCGUUUGUACCAACAAACAACUGUCCAGGUGGGUGGCAACGCCACCGCAGAGUCGACGCCGCAAAGGCCCAGGCCCAAAGAACUGGCGCUGGGCACCACCACGAAGACCCUGCUAACAUCCACGCCGAUUGGCACGAAGGAGCAACCGCAAACCGGCACUCUGGUUAGUCCAGCUGCAACGUGCCAAUUGAGCGGUUCUUCGUCGGAAGAGUCACGGAAAAUUGUAAGCCACAGAACGAUAACCAGCACCACGACCAGAUCCACUUCAUCCUCAUCCUCGACGUCGCGCAAACUAAUCGAAACGUCGCCGGGCGCCGGGAAUAUCUCGCAGAUACGAAUUGAAAAUAUCGCCGCGGCUGACAACGAAAACGAAACCGGCAUCGAUAACGAUUCAGAUACUGAGGGUCGACCCGCUAGCAGUAUAGUGAUUGUGUCCACACCCACGCGACCCACAACCCCGGCCUCCGCAUCCGCAUCCGCUACCUCAUCCGUAUCCGCAUCCGCACCGGUAUCCGCGUCGCCUAGCACUCCGCACUCCGCAUCAGCUGCCCACGCCCUCAGUGGCAUCGGCACUUUCAGCAAGAGUCUGCGCCAGGAUUAUCAGACUCUGGCAACGCAAAGUGGCCGCAGCAACGAAUCCCCCAGUGACCAGGAAUACCACGAAUUCCAGUCCACCAUGGCGUCGAUCAACUUCGCACGCAGCAAUUCCCAGUACGACAGCCAUAUCAAGGAGAAACGAGAGGAGCAAGAACGUGUGCAGAAGAAGACAUUCACUAAUUGGAUUAAUUCAUACCUAUCGAAGCGAGUUCCACCACUUCGUAUCGAUGAUUUAAUCAAUGACUUGCGCGACGGAACAAAACUAAUUGCAUUGCUCGAAGUCCUGUCUGGGGAACGCCUGCCCGUGGAGAAGGGCCGCGUCCUGAGACGUCCACAUUUCCUCAGCAAUGCCAAUACGGCCCUGCAAUUUCUGGCCAGCAAACGGAUCAAGUUGGUCAAUAUUAAUCCCGCAGAUCUGGUGGAUGGGAGACCACCAGUUGUGCUGGGCUUGAUAUGGACGAUCAUCUUGUACUUCCAGAUCGAGGAGAACAGCCGCAACCUAGAAUAUUUGGGUCAUGGUAUUGGCGGUUCGGUGAGUUCCCUCGACAGCGUUGGCAAUCAAAAGCACGGCGACCUUAAGGCUGAGAAGUGGAAGCAGGGUGCCCGAAAGACCCUGCUCAACUGGGUGACCAAUGCUUUGCCAAAAGACAGUGGUGUGGAGGUGAAAGAUUUCGGCGCCAGCUGGAGAGACGGCGUCGCUUUCCUCGCACUUAUCGAUGCCAUCAAGGCAAACCUGGUCAACUUGGCUGAGUUGAAGAAGACCAGCAACCGUCAGCGUUUGGAGACUGCUUUCGAUGUGGCCGAAAGCAAGCUGGGCAUUGCCAAGCUCCUGGACGCUGAGGAUGUGGACGUACCCAAGCCAGACGAGAAGAGUAUCAUGACAUAUGUGGCACAAUUCUUGCACAAGUACCCUGAACCAAAGGGUGCUUCACGCGAUCAGUCUCACGUGCAGCAAGAGCUGGACGAGCUGCGCCGCUUCCUGGUGGAGAAGACCACCGAGUACGAGCCCAUGGUCAUGAUGAGUUCGUUCCCGCGUGACUUUGGUGAAUAUCUUCUGGCCCGUUCCGAGGUCGAUGCCCACUUGCCGGCGUAUAACCGUCUGAAGCAGCUGAUUGAGAGCCAGAGCGGAUUCCUGCAGGUCUCUCGUCAGUCGUGGGAGGAGAUAAACGAGCUGUGGCAGCGCCUCCAGUACCAGAUGAUGUACUGGCUCUGGCUACUGGAUUCCGAGCUGCCCGGGGACUUUGGCACCGUUGGAAAAUGGCUGGCCGAAGCCGAGAAACUUUUGCUGGACAAUGAGAUACCCAAUGCUAUGAAUGAGGAGACGGCUGCCGUGAUUAGCAGGAAACUGGAGGAGCACAAGCUCUUCUUCGCCGAUCUGCCUCGUAUUUUGGCCAUGUUCGACAAUGCCAAGCGAUCGCCCUUGGCCCAACAGGUGCCACUGGAGCAGCUUCGCAACAUGGAGCGCCGCCUGCAAGAGGUUGGACCCAAAGCAGCGGAGCGCAGGAUUCGGCUUAAGUUCUUGGAGCACAAGUGCUGCCUGAUUGCGUUCCUCAAUCUGGUCGAGAACAAGAUGCGCGGCUGGACUGGCAAAUACGGACACGAAGAAAAGGUGGCCCAGCAAUUGGAACAGUACCGGAACUUUGUGUCGCGCAACAAGAUCUUCCAGGAGUUCCAAAAGGCAUUCGUCGACAUGCAACAGGUGGUGGAGGAGUACAAACGCGAGGGCAAUGUUCCUCGCAAGGACAUUAACGACAUUGACCGCUUCAUGUACGAAACGGAGGAGCGCUGGAAGCGCGUCUCCAUGGAAUUGAAGUGCUGCCAGAACUCCCUCGAGGAGGUGGUGAACUGCUGGAGAAACUGGAACCAGUUGGCUCCCACAUGCGAGGAGUGGCUGCUGCUGGCCGAGCAGAAGCUGAACCAGAGCGAGGAUGAGCGCCUGGAGUUUUUCCAGGACAUACCCGCUUGGAAGGACAAAUUCGAUGCCCUUGCUAACUCGGCCAACUAUUUGAUUGCCUCCUGCGAGGAGCCCAUUGCCCAGCAGCUGCGCCAACGACACGGAGCCCUCGCCGAGCGUUUCGAGCGUCUGUUUGCCAACACCAAGCAGUACAUGCAUGCCGGAGACAUCAUCCGAUCCCGCCAGGAAUACAAGUCGGGCAUCGAGCAGCUGUCGAGGUGGCUGCGAGGCGCUGAAAGUAUUUUGGAUCAGCGACAGGUACUUGGCAACAGCGACCAGAUCAAAGAGUAUGGUCUGCAGCUGCAGAAACUGGCCAGCGAGAUUGAUGACAACGAGGAACUGUUCAAGACCAUCAGCCGGAACUUCCAGUCCCUCAUCCAGGAUCUGUCACGUGACGAAGUCGACAAGAUGAUGAAGCUGCUUAAGCAGGAGAAGGAAUCCCUCGUGCGCAUUCGCGCUCAGUUGCCGGCCAAGUUGCAUCUGUUCCAUCAACUACAGAUUCAGCAGGAAUCGUUGGAGGCGGGACAGAAGGAGAUCCACCAAUGGUUGAGUGAGGCUGAGCAGCUUCUAGCAACGCACAACCUUUCCGGAGGACGAGAUGCCAUCAAUGAGCAGCUGCACAAGCACAAGACCUACUUCUCACGAACUGUCUACUAUCGGUCCAUGCUGGAGAGCAAGAACAAGGUGUUCCAGAAUCUCCUCAAGGCAGUGGCAGCCGAUGAUAAGAUCGACACGGCUCCAGCUUCGCAACAGAUGCAGCAGCUGAACGAUCGCUUCAACUAUGUGAUCCAGAGCGCCCAGCAAUGGGAGCAGCGUUUGGACUCCGCAGCCGGAGGAUGGAGCAACUUCAAGGACAAUGAACGUGUCGUCAGCGAGUGGCUCACCCGGGCCGAAACCAUGCUGGUGGAGAAGCACAUCGAGUCGAAGACCACCAUCGAAACGCAGAAGUACUUCUUCGAGCAAGUCAACGAUCGUUGGAUGAACGACCUUGUAACAUCGGCCCAGCAACUGCUGACCACGUUGCCCGCCCAGGAGCAACCUGCGGUUGUCCAGAGCGUGGAGCAGCUGCAGUCCCGCUGGAAGAACGUUCUGUCCCAAGCACCUCUGCAUCUGCUGAAGCUGGAGUUCAGACUGGACGAGAACGCCUUCUAUCAGUCCCUGAAGGAUGUGGAGAAGGAGCUGCAACUGGAGCAGCAGGCCCUCAACCGGAACGAGGAUGUAGACUCGAUUCUGCAGCGCAACCAGCAGUUCCUGAUGCAACAGGACGCUGUUCCCCGCCUGGAGCGUUGCCUGCAAAACAUGCAACGUUUGGCCCACGCCCACAGACAGCAACAGCCCGGCGACAUCAGUCUGGACCAGGCUUACGAUAACGCCAAGUCCCAGUGGGAGCUGCUGUCCAACAAGCUGGGUGACAUGCGCCAGACUCUUCAGCAGAUCCCAGCCCAAUGGCAGGGCUAUCAUUUGAAGUUCAACGAGAUGGUCCAAUGGAUGAACGGCGUGGAUCAGAGCCUGAAGAACAUCGUGAAUGAAGUAAACACCAUGGAGGAAUUCGAGAAGGAGAAGGUGGUCUUCCAGCUGAGGGAGCUAGUGAAAAUCUGCCAAGAUGCCGACAACAAGCGCGAGGACAUGAAAUGGCUGGUGAAGACACUGGACUCGUUGCUGAGCUACGCCACCGAGGAUGAGGCCAAUCUGGAACAGAAGAAGCUAGAGGACCUUAUUGCCCGCUACAAGAACCUCAUCCCUACCAUUGAAAUCACCAUGGUCAAGACGGAGGUGUUCUCCAAGUGCUACACCUACCGACGCGAAGUUCACGAGGUUGUGUGCCUGCUGACCAAGGUCAAGGACCAGACGGCCAACAUCCCAGCGCCCGACAGCCUGGAGCGAGUGAACCGUUUGAUCGAGGAGCAGCAGUACGCCAUCAACCAACUGGAUCACCAGCGCCCGCACAUCAUGUCCAUGUUGCAGCGGGGCCGUGACCUCAGCAAAGAUAUUCAUGCACCGGCUUUCGUCAAUACAGAGGUCAAGAAUCUGGAGACCGGCUGGAACCAGGCCUACACCGAGACAUCCGAUAAGCUGCAGGCCCUCAAAGGUACCCAGGCUGUUUGGAGCGACUUCGUCGACCAGAAGAACGACAUCUUCUCAAUGCUGCAAACGGCCGAAACGGAACUGCGGGCCUUGACGCCACUGCAAACCGAUCCUAAGAACGUCAGCCAGGAUCUCAAGUCCAAGAGAGAUCUGAAUGUGCAACUGCAGCAAGCUUCACACCAACUGCUGCCCAAGUUGCACGCCCUCAAGUCUGAGCUGGCUCCACUGGCGGCCGCUGACAAGCGCCCCAUCCUGGAGAAGGAGGUCACCGAGGUGGAGAAGAUGUUCUUCAACACCAUGGAGCACGUGAAGGAUCGAGUCGGGUACCUGGAGGACUACAGUGCCAAGUGGAAUAACUACAAAACGCGCCUUGCCGAACUGCAAGAGUGGGCCAACAAGGUGGCUCCCAAGAACAUCGAAGCGUUGCAAUCCGAGGACCUCACCCCAGAGGAGCGUGUGGUCAAGGUGCAGGCCUUCAAGCGCAUCCUUGGCGACCGCAUGAAGCAGCUGGAUCUUCUGGCUGCCGAUGCUUCCGAACUGGCGCCCAAGGAGGGCAACAUUGCCGAGGCCAAGCGACUGAAGGGAGAAAUCACCAAGCUGCAGGAAGUCCUCAGCGCCAUCAAUCGCAACGUGGACCACCAGGCACAGGCCGUGCAGGAGGACCUCGUCAACUGGCAACAGUUCCAGGCCGGACUACAGCAAAUCAAGCCUGCCGUGGAGCAGAGCGAAGUCAAGGUAAAUAAUGUAGUUUCUAAGCCCAUAUCCCUCGAAGAAGCCGUUGCCAUGCAACAAAAUGCCCAACAAUUCGAGACACAGUGCCAGGAGCAGUUGGACAAGCUCCAUGGCAUAUCCAACAUCAGUCAUAAAAUGUUGUGUAAGACCAAUGCACCCGACGAGCUGGACGCCAUGCAUUCGCGCUGGACGGCAGUCCACGAGAAUGCCAAGCAGGCAAGUGCCAAGCUCGAAAAGUUGGUGGCCAAUUGGAAGUCGUUCGACGCCGAUGCCGCCAAGCUCGAGGAUUGGGUGGGUCAGGGAGAGCAGCUGAUGGCACGGCGUCCAGCCGUCCUCAACACCCCGCACAUCGACAAGCUGGAGAAGGAGCUGGUCAAACUGAAGUCCUUCAACAACGAGAUCUCCCAGCAACAGGCCAAGUUAGUGACUCUGGGACAAAAUGCCGACCAAAUCAGCUUGCAUUUGGCGCCCGAGGGAGCAGCAGCUCUGAAGGAUCGGGUCAACCAAAUGAAGGGCAAGCUGCAGAAACUUUCAGAGGUCACUCGGGGCCACAUCAACGAGGUUUCCGAUGCGAUCAUCUCUCGGCAGGACUUUAAUGCCAAGCUGGUGAACUUCUCGAACUGGAUGGAGCAGCUCCGAAACCAGGUUUCCCAGGUGGAAGAAAUAAAUCCGGAACGGGUGGAAACCAGUCUGCAUGUGAUCCAUGCCCUGUUGCAGGAGCAUGCCGACAAAAAACCCAGCUUUAACGCCAUCUACGAUGAAGUGAAGCAACUCGCCUUGGGCGCCACGCCCGAGGAAUCCAAUGCCUUGAACGAUGCCUACACGGCACUGGUGGUUAACUACCAGAACUUGGAGACCAAUAUGCUCCAGAAGAAGGCAGCCCUGGAGAAGUGGACCGAGUUGCUAGGCUGGAAGAACGACACCGAGUCGCACUUGAACUACCUUAAACACCAACUGGACAAACCAGAAGGACCUGCAGCCGAGGAGCUUACCAAGGUCAUCGAUGAGAUAGGCCACCUGGGUCAGGGUCUAAGCUACUGGAAGGGUCAGGCCAAGGAGAUUGAUGAGAAUCCUGCCAUCCAGCUGAGAGAUGCCCUAUCACGUCGUCCGCUGAUUGCCACCCAGAUUGUAAACGAUGUGGAGAACAAGCUGGAGAACCUUAAGCUGCGAUCGCAAAACCAACAGCAACAGCUCCAGCAGAUGACCGUUCGCAAGGACAAGUUCCAUGCUUUGGAACAUAACUUUGGCAAGGCCCUGGAGGAGAAUCGCGCCAAGCUGGACGAGAUUCUCAAACAGCACCCUACGUUGAACAAUAUUGAUCAGAUUAUCGCCGAUCUGGUGGCCCUGAAUGACGCCUUGAAGUAUCAGGCUGACCUCAAGGAUCGCAUUCACGAUGAAGGCUCGUUGCUAAUGCGAGAGGACAUUGCCAGUAUGCCUGCCAUCCAAGAGAGCCUCUUGGUUCUGGACAAGAACUAUGAUUCACUUCAAAAUGAGAUAGCUGAUCGCAUCCAGAAGUACAACCUAAUUAGCCAGGCUUUGAGGGAGUAUGCUGAUUCGAAGGAUAAAUUCUCGAAGGAACUCAAGAAGGCCGAGGAUCUUUUUGGUGCCAUCCCUCAGCAACCGCGCGAUGAAACCGAGCUUCAGGUGGCUUCCGAGAAGACCAAAAAAACUAUGGAGCAGCUGCGCAAGUCCAAACUCAAUUUGGAUGAGCUCGAGCGUCGUGGCAACAAUGUCGCCAAGCUCUUUAGUGCCAUUGGAGAACCCAUUCCACAGGAAGUUCCUCAGGAAGUGGCCGCUGCUAAACAAAAAUGGCAGGAUCUGCACGACAAGACCGCCAAAAACGCACAUGUCUAUGAAACGGAGGCAGUCAUUUGGUCGCAGAUCGAAGAUGCCAAGAAGGACUUGUUGCCGUGGUUAUCGGAGACCAAUCAGGGGCUUUGUGAUGCGGCUGACAACACCAUUGAGAUCGAAUUCGGCCCAAUGCGUUUGAGCAAGUACCGCACUGAGCUGCCCUCCUACCAGGCGCUGAAGGAUACAAUUGCAGAGAAAACCAAUGAUCUGGUAAAGAUCAAUAAUGGCGCCGAAAUUCCAGCACUCACUGCUCUCAAUCAACUUCUGAACGAACAGUUUGCGGAAGUCAGCAACAAUGCUGAUCGUCUAAGCACAGUCACCACUUCGUUCAACGAUCAGGAACAGGACCUCCGCAAGCGAUCGAAGGAAGCUGGCGAGAAGGUGAACAAACUCAGGGAACAGCUCAUCAAAUGCGACGACAUGUCCGGCGACAACAAUAAGAUUAUGGAACGCCUGCUCCAGUGCCGUGCCAUUAGAGCCGAGCUCGAUAAGAGCGGAAACGAAAUCGACAACAUUAAGCAGAAGGUUGAUGAGCUUCGUAAUUUGUAUCCCACAUUCAGUGAGUCCAUCAUCCCCAAGGAACUGAACAAUGUCCAGAAACGCUAUGAGAACGUAGAUCUCUAUGCCAAGAAGAUCGAGGGUUCGCUGCUGCAGUUCCUCAAGAAGUUCCACGCCGACAAAGUGGGCAUGCUGAAGCGUAUUAUUGCCACACAACGCGAAAAGGUAGCCUGGUGUCAGCCAGAAUCCUCCAGUGACAAAUACAACCUGGAUGUGAAAAAAUCCUCGUUGCAGGAGGUCAGCAAGAGCAUUGACGACUGCAAGGCACGUCAUGCCGAAACCUUGAAAUCCCUGGAGAUGCUGAAGGCCGUCGAAUCCCCACAAAACCUGGCGGAACUUACCAGCGAUGCCCAGCUACUGAGCAAUGACAUGAAGGCUUUACAGGACAGCUUUGACAAAAUUAAAGGUAUUCUCGAUGAGAAUGUGGACUUGUGGUCGCAGUACGAGCAAUCGAACGAACAAAUAUCUAACUGGUUGCGAGAUGUCGAGGGCCGUGUUAAGGCCGAAACAAGUAGCCAAGUGAAUCUUCCUGAAGUGCCUCAGAAGCUCCAGGAGCUGGCUGUCCUCCAACAGGAUAUACUAGCACAUGAGCCCAUAAUUAACAACCUUGAGGCAACAUCGCAGCAGUUGAUUGAGAAGAACCCUGAAGCCAGGAUUGGACAGUUCGUUACCCAUCUGGUCCAGCGUUAUCAGACAGUCUCCAAAGCUCUGGCUGGCUACAUUGAUAAGAUCCGCACCGCUCAGCUGUCGAAUGCCAACUUUGCCAAGGCAGCCAAGGACUUCAACGACUGGUUCGGUGAUGCCAAGAUCGAGUUCCAGGAACUGGCCCGCAUGGGCUCGCCCGGAUCUUCAUCGGCCACAGCUCAGCAGUUGCAGACUGUGAAGAACUACAUUAAGACCUUCGAUAACGGACAGAUAUUAUUGAACAACGCUGUGGAUAUCGGCGAGGCCCUAUAUCCCGUAGUUUCUCCUGAAAACCGAGAGCGAAUCCGCGCUGAUCUUCGCCAGAUGCGCGAGAAGUUCGAUUACUUGAGGGACGAGGCCAAUGCUUUUAUGCAGCAAGUGGAGGGUGUGUUGAUUCAGAAGACCUCAAUCGAAGAGAGCUACACCCAGGUGUCGCACUACCUCAACGAAUCCAAGGCUAAGGUUCCCGCCGGGGAUGAACUUUACCCAACUCUGGCCACCAAGAAGGCUGCUCUUCAAAACUACAAGACGCAGCUGCAGGAGAUAAACCUUCACAAGAAUGCUCUUAAGCAAUUGCACGACAAGGCAGUGACACUUUGCGACGAUGAGUCUGAGCGAAAGACCGAUGAGUCCAUCCAGGAGUACAACACGUUGUCCAAGAAGAUUUCCGAAAGGAUAACCACAGUGGGAAAUCAUGUGGCCAAACACGAGGCCUACGAUCAGGUUCUCGAAAAGGCACAAGACUGGCUGAAUACAAUAAAGUCCGAAGCCAUAGAUAUUCUGAACGAGACUACUUUCGAGAAGGAAGGCGCCGAGGAGAAGCUGAUUGUUGUGGAGAACCUUUUGCAGCACAAACCCGAGGGCGAUUCCAUUUUCGAUACGUGCCACAAGCUGUUGCAAACUGUGUUGACCCAAACUCAUCCAAGUGGUCACCCGGCCCUGCUUAAGGGCUUUGAGGAGCCGCAGAAGGCAUGGGAGGACUUUAUGACUCUCUGCCAAGACUCGCUGGUGAAACUUAAGCAGCUGUGCUCCAAAUGGGAUGAGUUCGAUUCGAUCAUCGAAGAGCUGGACAACUGGAUGAAGAAUGUGGAAUCCGUCGUGAAGAACCAGAACCUCAAGAGCACCGCCGAGGCCAAGAAUGCCCAUCUGAAACAGCUGCAAGAGAUUUCCAAGGAUAUUGAUCGUCGUGGUUCGGCAAUUAAUGAACUAAUGGACCAAGGCCGUGAAAUUGAGGGAGAAACUGACUUGAACCUGAAGCUUUCUCGAUUGAAUACUCGAUACCAGACUCUGAAGAACCUGUGCAAGGAGUCUAUUGCCAAGUAUGUGAACUAUGUUAAGGAUCAUGAAAGCUUUGACCAUGAUUUCGAGGCAUUCAAGCAGAACCUUCAGGCUUCAGUGAAUGAGUUGACCAAGGCCAAUGAGAUUGUCGGCGAUCAGAACGUGCUGCAGGAACAGCAGAAUAAGCUGCGCGAGAUGUCUGACAAACGCAUCACGGACUCCACCCUCUUCGAGGGUCUCAUCGAUCGCGGCGAAAAGCUUUACGGGCACACUAGCCCAGAUGGCCGCGAGAUUAUCCGUCAGCAGCUCCGUUCUCUGCGGACUCUUUGGGAUAAUUACACGGACGACCUGAACUCGGCCACACAAAAGAUCGAUCAGUGCUUGUUGCAGUUCAACGAUUUCAGCAUUGCCCAGGAUCAGCUAACCAAGUGGCUCAAGGACGUGGAGAAGGCAAUGCAGAGCCACACUGAACCGAAGACAACUCUGCAGGAGAAGCGCGCUCAACUGCAAAACCAUAAGUUGUUGCACCAGGAAAUCACCACCCACAAUGUGCUGGUGGACAACGUCUGCGACAAGGCCCAGAUCCUGGUGGAUCAAAUCAAGGAUAACUCCUUGAACGUCUACCUAGCUUCGAUCAAGCAAAUCUUCCAGAGCAUUGUCCAGAAGUCCGACGUUAUCUUGCACAACUUGGAAGACUGCGUCCAGAAGCACAACGACCUAAACAACUCUCUGGCGUCGGCUAAGACUUGGAUCUCGAACGAAAAGGCCAAGUUGCUGGAGUGUGACGAUGCUUAUGGCGAAAAGGCGGACAUAAAGCGCAAGAUCGAAACCCUAGGACAGUUGGCUCAGAACAAGCCCCAAGCCCUUAAGUUGCUCGGCGAUAUUCGAGAUCAAUUCGAGAAGGUGAAGCCCACCACCUCUGAAAAGGGCAAUGAAGUUCUGGAGAAAGAAAUCGAUGAACUGGAGACGACCAUGAAGAGCCAUUUCGACGACAUCGAGGGCAUUGAGGGCAAGCAGAAGGAUGUGCUGGCUCAGUGGGACAAGUUCGAGAAAGACCUUGAGGAACUUACCAAGUGGUGCCGCAAUGCCGAGGCUGUUUUCCGCGAACAGCAACUGCAGUCCACGCUCCACGAAAAGGUCGAACAGUUGGAUAAGUACAAGAUCCAAAGGGAUUUGAUUCUCCAGAAGGAGAAGGAAAUUGAUGCCUUCGGCGAUGCUGCCCAUUCCCUGCUUAAUAACUGUGGAGCUGAUCGUUUGAAGACCCUGACGACUCAAAUCACCAAUCGGUAUCAACUGAUGCAAGUUCUCAGCAAGGAAGUGGUCAACCGCUGGUCCAAUCUCGUGGAUGACCACCAGUUCUACCAGGACAAGUACAACGAGGUGGACUUGUGGCUGCAGCCUAUUGAAUCGCAGCUUGAAAAAGCCCUCAAGGAUGAGCCCACCCAGAGUUCCAACAUCCUUCAGAUUCUUCUGUCCGAAAGAGAACAAGCUGAGAGCCUGUUUGCUGCUCUGAAUGCCGCCGGAGAAAAGGCUCUGCCUGAAACUUCAACCCAAGGCAGGGAGAAGAUCCGGAAGGACCUGCGCGAUAUCCGCGAUCGUUGGGACAAACUGGAUGAGGGAAUUCGCAAUCUGGAGAAACGCCAGGAGGCUCAAACUGUCCAGCUCUCAGGUUACCAGGAUAUUCUCAACCAAACUGUAAACUGGUUGGAUCAAGUUGAAAAACUGUUGCACAAUGAGAACCCUGCCAGCUGGACAAGCGCCCAGGAAAUUAGGUCGAAGCUGUACAAGUACAAGGCCACGAACCAGGAUAUAAACUCGCACAAGCGCAUUGUGGAGGCCGUUAAUGAAAAGGCAGCGGCUCUCCUUGGAAGUGCGGCUCCUGCCAACGCCGAGGAAAUUUCCAAGGCCGUGGCUGAUGUUAACAAGCGUUACGAGCAGGUGGGUCAGGAUUGUAGCAAGCUGGUAGCCGACCUGGAUGGAGCUUUCGAGGUGUACCAGCAGUUCAGUGAGCUGCAGAAGGCACAGCAGGAUUACCAGAAGAAUCUCUGGGAUCGCCUUACCGGCUACUCCGAUUACUCUGGAAACAAGCCCGCACUGCAGGCACGACUGCAGAAGAUCAACGAAAUCCAAGAAGCCCUGCCAGAAGGUGUCGCCAAGCUCAAGGCUCUCGAAGAUCACAUUGAACAACAGGCCAAUAAUAUUCCUGCCCGAUCCAAGGAAGCCAUGGCCAGGGAUCUUGCAAACCUGCAUGCCGAUUUCGAGAAGUUUGGUGCCUCUUUGAGUGACGUCAAGAGUGGUCUCGAGAACCGCCUGCAGCAAUGGAACGACUACGAGGUCAACUUGGACCGACUGAUCAACUGGUUGGGCGAGGCAGAGAAUGCUCUCAAAAACUACAACCUCAAGUCAUCGUUCGAGGAGAAGGAGGAACAACUGAACCGCUUCCAAUCCUUGGCCCAGAGCUUGCGUCAAAACGAAACCGACUUCGAUAAGAUGAAGGACGACACAUCGGAGCUGGUGCAAAGUUCAGGGGAAACUAGGAUUGCUGUUAAUGUGCAACAGGUUUCCUCACGAUUCCAAUCGAUUCAGGCCACCGCCAAGGAGAUCCUCAAGAAGUGCGAGCAGGCUGUCCAGGACCAUGGCCACUUCAAUGAGAAGUACAAGCAAUGCGCAGACUGGCUGGCCAAUGCCCAGGCGCGCUACGAUGACUGUUGUGACUUGUCCUCGGUCGGCUCUCGGGAUGAUCUGCUGAAGAAGCAUGUGGUUAUCCAAGAGCUUCUGGCACAGCAGCCCACAGCCACCCAGUUACUCAACAGCACUGUGGAGCUUGGCGAGAAAUGCUAUGGAUCCACGGCCACCGAGGGACGUGAAGCUAUCCGUAGCCAGCUGGAUGAUUUGACAUUCGAUCAGCUAUUCGAUAACAUUUCCAGCACUGCUAGGAAAAUUCAGGAUAAGAUUGCUAAGUGGUCUGGCUUUGAUGAGAUAGCCGACAACCUGAAGGCCUGGCUGGAUGAAACCGAAAAUGCCCUCCCGGCUGAUAUUGAGCUGAAGACCACUCUCGAUGAGAAGCGAACCAAACUGCAAGCCUACCGUGACAUUCUCCUCGAUAUCAAUAACCACCAGGUGGAAGUGGGCAACCUCCAAGAGAUUGCUGAAAAUUUGCCAGAAAAGACAGAACACGUGGAUAAUAUUCUCAAGGACAUUUCCGAUCGUUUCGGUAAAUUGCAGAAGCGAGCCCAGAACUACGUGGAACGCUAUGAGGGCAUAGUGAGCGCCCAUCAGCAGUAUUCGAAGGCUGUGAUGGAUGCCCAGGAGUUUAUCGAUGCAACCCUCAAUACUGUUCACUACUGGGGCGACUUGGACCUGGAACAGAUCUCACUGCACACGAAUCUGGAUCGCCUGAAGAAUCUGAAGGCCAGCUUGGCCGAUGAGUUCCCACGAGUGGAUCAAGUCAGAGCUCUGGGCGAGAAGGUUAUUCCUGGUACAGUGGAUGUGGGUCAGGUGAAUAUCAAGUCGCAGAUCGAUACCACGCAGCAGGAAUGGGAGGGCCUACUGGCCGCCAUCACUUCCACCAUAGAGGCCAUUGAGGCGCGCCUGCAACACUGGUCGGAGUACGAGCAGUUAAGGGAUCAGUGUCUGGCCUGGAUUCGGGACACAGACAACAACUUGCAUGCCAUCGACCUUAAGGAGGAUUUGCCCAAGAAGCGGGCCCAGCUGGAAGCUAUUAAGGCUCUGCAGGGCGAUGUGCGUGCCAAGGAGCUGGAGGUUGACAAUGUCACUGAGAAGGCUCAGACCCUUCUAAAGGGUCCCUCUAGCAGUCGUGCUUCAGGUCCCGAAUUGGUCACCAAAUACCAGCAGAUCUUCCACAAGGUCAAGGAGCUCAACAAUCGCUGGCAGCAGUAUGUCACCUCCCACGAGGACUUCGACAAUGCCAUUUCCGACUGCUCUUCGUGGAUAAACGACAUUAAGGAGAAGCUGGACUACUGCUCGGACAUGUCCUCGAUGAGCCAAAAGGAGCUGGACAAGAAGCUCGCCACCAUCCAGGAUGUUAUCCUCCUCAAGGAUGAGGGAUCUGCUCGCGUGUUGAAGAUUUUAGAGCAAGCUCAACAUGUCCUGGCCAAUACUGCGCCCGCCGGUCACGAAGCUAUCAACAAGGAGCUUACAGAUCUGCAGGACCUUUGGUCGGGUAUCGCCUUGCGCAUCAUGGACGUCAAAUCCAAUUUGGACGACUCCAUUACCCAGUGGUCCGGUUUCCUGGAUCAGGUACAGAACGUGCGGAAGUUCAACGAGUGGCUUGAUGCCUUGCUGAAAGAAUUGGGUGAACACCAGACCACUAUGACCGAGAAGCGGGCACAGCUGGAUCGCGUAAAGUCCACGGAAGAGAAGGUGCGCGUUGAAAAAAUUGACGUGGACGCCCUGAAGAUCCAGGCCAAGGAAAUGAUUGCCAGUGGCCAGCAGAGUCAAGCCGCGUUCCAGGCCCAGAAGGUUCUGGAUACCUUCGAUGAACUGUUUGCCAAAACGCAGAAGCUGUUGUCCGACCGCCAGGAUCAGUACAGAGACCAUCGCUUGUUCAAGGAGGCCUACGAUGACCUGGCUGGCUGGAUUGGGCGUGCCCGCGAGAAAUUCCCUGCCCUCAAACAAAGCAGCUUGAGUGACAAGUUGGCAAUUGAAAACGCUGUUCAAGCCACCGAGGCUCUUCUCAACAAGCAGGCCCAGGGUGAGCUUCUAGUGGAGCAUCUGGUGCACACAGGUGAAGUUGUCCUGGCCAGCACCUCGUCACAGGGCCAGGAGAUUAUCAGGAACGAUAUCCGAGCUCUGCGCGACAGCUUUGAAAGUCUGUUCCGCGAAAUCAACCAGCAGAAGGAGAACCUCGAGGUCACCAUGGUGCAGUGGCGUGCCUACAAGGAGGAAUACGAACGACUCAUGGAGUGGCUGCAGCAAAUCGAUAUCCUGGUUAAGAACCACAAGCUGAACCUUUGCCCGAACCUGCCCGAUAAGGAGAAACAGGUCGCCGACAUGAAGGAGGUGAUGUCGCGAUUGGAAAAGGACAAGGAUGACAUUGACAAGUUCAACGCCUCCGCUGCAAGUCUGCUGAAAUCCCACCUCGACUCCUAUGUAAAUAACCAGCUUCGCCACCUGGGCUCUGUGUACCAGGUGCAGGUUAAUCUGGCCAAGGAUGUUCUCAAGAAGGUUGAGACUAACCGGGAUCAGCAUCGCGAGUACGAUGCCAACAUGAAAUCCGCGAAGGACUGGAUAGCCAACGCAAAGUCCAUCAUUCAAUCAGCCGGCGAGGGGGCGGGCUCCAAGGAAGCCCUCCAACGCCGUCUGGAGCAGAUCCAGGACCUGAUUCGCAACCGCGAACUGGGCCAGAAUCUGGUUCACACUGCGAUCAACAACGGGGAGAAGAUUAUCCGCAACACCCGGUCCGAUGGCCGCGAUGCUAUCAACAAUGAGAUGAAGGAACUGCAGACCGAAUGGGAUCGUCUGGUGAAGAAGAUGUCCACCGCAAAGGUGCAGCUGGAGACGAACCUGCUUCAGUGGGCCGACUACAGCUCCAGCUACUCGCAGCUGCAGCAAUGGAUUACCGAUCGGGAAGCAAAGUUGCAACAGGCUUGUGAGCAGAAGAUUGUCAAGUCCAAGCGCGGCCAACCUGGUCUCAGCAGUGGUCUGAGCGAGCGAAAGGCCAAUCUCCGCCAGACUAACAACAUUGUGCAGGAUAUCGUGUCCUUCGAGCCAAUGAUCCAGUCGGUCACCUCGAAGGCUUCCGAUCUGCAGCAAGGAGCUCCGGCCACGGAGAUUUCCGACAAGUAUGAAAACCUCACCAAGCAGGCCAAGGAUCUGUACGAGAAGCAGAAGAACACCAUCGAUAGCUAUCAGUCUCUGAUCGAUGCGGGCAACGAAUUCGCCACCUGGCUGAGAAAUGCCAAGGAGCGGCUGAGCAAGUGCUCCGAGCCCACCGGCGACAAGCAGGCUCUGGCCGAGAAGACCCACCAACUAAAGAUUUUGCAGGGCGAGCUGCCCGAGGGUGCCCAGAAGUUGAAGAAUGCUCUGGAGCAGGGAGAGAUCGCCUGCCGCAGUGCCGAGCCAGAAGACUGCGAAAUCAUAGAGCAAGAGGUUGCUCUGCUGCAGGAGGAGUUCGAUGCCUACCGGGAGGCCUUAAACAAGGCCAAGGAUUACCUGGAGGUGGGCAUUGUCAAGUGGUCGGACUACCAGGAUCAGUACACCGAAGCUUUGGAGUGGCUGAGCAAGACCGAGGCUUUGGUCCAGUCGUACAACAAGCUGCAGGAUAGUUUGACCCAGAAGAAGGUGGUGCUUGAGGAGUUCCAGGGACAUCUACAAACGCUCUUCGAUUGGCAGAAGACCCUAGACGACCUAAACAUGAAGGCCCAGGUUCUGCUGGAGACUUGUUCGGAUACUAGGAUCAGCAAUGCCAUUAUGCAGUUGACAACCAAAUAUAAUGCACUGCUGACCCUGGCCAAGGAAGUAAUGCGUCGCCUGGAGAUGCACUACCAGGAGCACCAGCAGCACCACUCUCUGUACGAGGAGUGCCAGUCCUGGAUCGAAAAGACACGCGAAAAGCUGGCCGAGUGCGAGCAAAUCCCCGGAACUCUCAACGAAGUUCAAAUCAAGUUGAAUACCGUCAAGAAUCUGCGCCAAGGAUUCGAAACUGGACAGAACAAGCUGCGCUAUUUGCUGGAGCUCAAGGAGAAGGUAAUCAUGAACACCGAACAGAAUGGAGCUGCCAAGAUCCAAGAGGAUACCGAGUCUCUGAAGGCGGACUUCGACAAACUGCUUGUGGACUUGAACGAUGUCCGCCAGAAGCUGGCUAACCGUCUUGCCCAACUGGAAGAGAUAUUUAAACUGUACAAGAUCCUGGUGGAAUGGCUGGAGGACGUGGAGCCCAGUGUCAAGGCCAGUGAUGAGUUCCUGAACGAUUUGAGCGAGAAGCGCGCUGCGCUGGAGAAGUUCCGCGUAAUUCAGCGAGACAUCAACGGGCACAACGACAUCGUGGAGAAGAUCAACCAGCGCCUGAAGGAGGAUAGUAGCCUAAACUUGAAUGACUUCCAGCCAGGUCUGGCCAAGUUCGAUGAGCUGCAGACCCAGGUGAACAAGAUCAUAGAGUCGCUGGAGAACCAGGUGAACAGCCACGAGAAAUACAAGCAGGCCUUGAAUGAGCUGCAGGAUUGGCUGCGCCGCACCCGCAUCGAGGUGGAGCAGUGCUCCGACUGCCAUGGCGAAAAGGAUCAAGUGGAGAAUCGUCUGAACCGAUUGGGCGACAUCCAGUCAUCUUCCCUGGAGGGAAAGAGCCUGCUGGAGGCCUGCGAGGAGCUGAGUCAGGCGGUGAUCGCCACCAGCGGAAAUGAAGGCCAGGAUACUGUGGCCCAGGAAAUCAAGCAGCUCACUGGUGAAUGGGAGUCCUUGCAGGCUGUGGCCCGCGAUGCGCGCAGCAACCUGGAAUCCUGCCUGGCUGCCUGGCAGACCUUCCUCCAGAAGUUCAACAAGAUAAACCUGUGGAUCGAGAACAUGAGCAAGCGCGUUGCCAAAUCCCAGGAAGGCGAGAACAAGACCCCCGAAGAUUUGGUCAAUGCCAAGAAACUCCUGGAGGAAGUGUUGGCCGAGAAGGACAAUGUGGAGGACCUGAACGACAACUGCGAGCUGCUCAUGGAGCAAAGCGCCUGCACUCGCAUUCGGGAUCAGACCAUUGAAACCCAGGCCAACUACACCAAGCUUUUGACCUCCGCCCAGGGUCUAGUGUCCAAGAUCGAGAAGAAUCUGUCGGACCACACCGAGUUCCUCAACUACAAGAAGGAAAUGGAUGCCUGGAUUGCGAAGGCCCAGGAGGUGCUCAACGAUUGCUCGACGGAUGGAGACUCCGCCAUUAUUGCCCAAAAGCUGGACACCGUCAACUCCCUGGCUUCUCGUCUGCCGGAGGGACAGCAUCUUCUGGCCCUGGUGCAGGAUGCAUACUCCAAGGCCUCAAACAUCACGCCGGAAGACAAGCAGGAGAAGCUGCGCGAACUGAUGACCAAGGUGCGCGAGGACUGGGAUGCUCUAGGCCUGGCGGUCAAGGAGAAGCUGAGCGAUCUGAAGCAGGCCCAGAACCGGUGGAACGACUUCGCCGCCAACAAGGAUAGACUGGAGAAGUGGCUGAACGAGACAGAGAAGACUCUCAAGGUGGCUCCAGAAACCAAGGGUGAGCUCAGUGAGAUGAAGACCCUGCUGGAGCGCUACAAGACCUUGGCCAACGAACUGAAACAGAAGGGCAAUGAGCUGGAGCAGUUGCAGUCGGAAGCCCGUGACCUGGGCACCGAAGUGGAUGCAGUGAAUCGCCUGCAGUCCCGCUGCGACAAGCUCAAGACCGACUGCUCGGCCCAUAUCAAGGCCCUGGAGCAGGAGAUGCUCGACUACAAUGCCUACCACCAGAGCCUGCAGGACGUGGAGAAGUGGCUGCUGCAGAUCUCCUUCCAGCUGAUGGCCCACAACUCGCUCUUCAUCUCAAACCGCGAGCAGACUCAGGAGCAGAUCAAGCAGCAUGAGGCUCUGCUGAGCGAAAUUCAAAAGUACCAGACCAACUUGGACGACCUGAAUGCCAAGGGUCAGGCCCAGAUUAAGCGUUACGAGACCUCAACGCCGGCCAUUCGCCCCACUGUGGAGUCCCAGCUGAGGAACAUCCAAGAGAGCUACAACUCCCUGCUCCAGACCUCGGUGCAGAUCAAGAACCGUCUGCUGGAGUCCCUGGCCAAGUUCCAGGAGUACGAAGACACGCUGGACAGCAUUAUGCGUAACCUCGAGGUCUAUGAGCCGAUUAUUCAAACCGAGCUGGAUGCUCCGGCCACAAGUCUGGAGCUGGCCCAAAACCAACUGAGGUGUGCCCAGGAGAUGCAGAACAAACUGAACAACGAGAAAUCGCGUCUGGCGGCUGCCGUCCAAGCCUGUGAGGCAGCCACCGCCUCGAUCAGUCGUCCCAGCUCCCCGCUGGAAACUGCCAUGCAGGCCAUUCCCGAAAGGGAGCUUAUUGUGCGCGCUAAGCUCGAGGAUCUGCUGGAUCAGGUGCAAUCCCACUUGGGUGGCUUGACUGCAUCCGUUAGCGAACUGGAGCAACAGCAGAAGCAGCGCGCCGAGCUGCAGGAUUGGGUUAAGAAGCAGCAGAGCUCUGUAUCGGACUGGCUUAUGCGUCCUUGCAAGUUGCGCCCUGAAGCAGCCCAGCAGGAGCUGGUUUCCAUGAAUGAUCUAUUGAACUCCAUUGGCGAUAAGCGAUCGCAGCUGAUGCUGGAAAUGACUGGAUCAUUGGGCGACGAGGACACUGAUUUGGACGACAACAUCGACAAACUGGAGUCGGAGCUUAUGGAUGCCAUUGCCAAGAAGCAGGCUGGCCAGAAUGUCAUCGAUGGCUAUCGCCAGGGAAUGGCUGAUGUUCAAAACUGGUUCGACACCCUGAUCAAGCGAAUGGAUGUCCUGGAUCGGGGCUCGGGUCUCAACUGUGCCCAGAAAACAGCGGCCAUCAACGAGAUCAAGAACGAGUACGAGCUGCAAGGUCACCCUAAGAUCCAGGAACUCAAGGGCAAGGCCGCUCAGGUGGCAGAGGUAAUCAGCAAUCUGGACGGCCAGCAGGUCGAGGAGCAAAUGAAGUCUCUGGACCGACGAUUUGCCGACCUGGGUAAACGCAUCGACCGCAAGGCUCAGCUUCUGGAUGUGACCAACAAGGGUGUGGAGGGAGCCAAGGGCGAGAUCGAUCAGCUCCAGAAUUGGGUGAAGCAGCAGAUCGAGGAGUUGCAGGCGCCUGCGCCACUCGGUUACACGCCCAAGGAUGCCGAGGCCCGUCAGCAGAAGAUCAAGAGCCUGAUGAAGGAUGCCGAAGCAAAGCAGUCGUUGGCCGAUGUCCUGGAGAAGCGCAUUGCCAACAUGCAGCCCGAACUGGAGCCUGCCGAAUACGCCCAGCUGGAGUCCGCACUGCGCAAUCUCAACACGGAGAAUCGCAACUUGUCGGGAGUCCUCAAGGCUGAACUGGAUCGGGCUCUGGAGGCUAGCAAGGCUCGCAAGUCCUUGGAGAACGAUUUGGACAAGGCCAGGCAAUGGCUGAAGACCAAGAUUUCCGAGGUGCGCAAGCUGCCCGUUUAUCAUCCUUUAACCUCCACAGAGAUCGAAAAGAAGAUCCAGGAGAACAAGAAGUACGACGAUGAUGCCAAGCAGUUCAACGACAGUGUCCUGAGUGAUGUCCAGCGCCAAGCAGCUAACAUAAUGAAGGACUGCGGUGACGCGGAUAAGGCUGCUCUGCAGCAAAUUCUGGAUGAGAUUGCCGCCGAUUACCAGACCCUGAAGGACGAGAGCAACAAGCGUGGCAAGUCGCUGGAUGAUCUGCUGCAAGGUCGCAAGGCCUUCGAGGACUCCAUGAAGAACAUGGGCGACUGGCUGAAUGAGAUGGAAACUGCUACCGAGGGAGACCUGCGAACCACUAGCCUCCCAGUUCUAGAGGAGCAGUUGGCCCACUACAAGAAACUCUUGAGCGACGCCGAGAACAAGGGUGGUCUCAUUAACGACGUUUCGGAGCAGGGCAAGAGCAUCCUGCCCACUUUGAGCAAUGCCGACAAGCUGAAGCUCAACGACGACAUCAAGAACAUGAAGGAUCGCUACGGCAGAAUCAAGAACACAAUCGAUGACCGCGUCAAUGCCUUGGGAGAUCACAUCAAGAAGUACAAGGACGCCAAGAGCAGGCUGGCCGAUUGCAGUCAGUUCUUGGGCACCAUCCAGCAGAGACUCCGCGAGUUGAACCGCCCAAUAGGAUCGAGGAUCGAGGAUGUCCAGGAUCUGCUGGGCGCCUAUGAGGGAAUACUCAAGGAGCUUAAGGACAGCAAGAGCAAAAUGGGCGACAUGCAAAUAGAUGACUUGCCAGAGCUGCAGAGCAUCUUGGCCCAGCAGGACGAUAUGAUCAAGCUGAUCGAGGACCAGCUGGCCCAUCUCCGCCAGCUCCUGCUGCUCCGCGAGCAGUUCAUCGCCUUGAUCAACGAAAUCAUCGCCUUCAUCAUGAAGUACACGGAUGUCAUCAUCGAUAUUGAAAACUCUCCGGACAGUCUCGAGGAUAAGAUCAACAAGUACGACGAUGUCAUUGUCAAGAUCCAGGAGUGUGAAGGACUUCUGGCCUCGGCCAACGACAAGGGCCAGAAGAUUGCUUCCGAGGGCAAUGCUGCGGACAAGAACAGCAUCACGGAGCAGCUGCAGUCGCUGAAGAAUCAGCUGCAGAAUCUCCGCAAGGCCGUGGAAUCCCAACGCCAGAAGCACCAACUUCAAUUGGAGUCGCACAAGAAGAUGGCCGCAGAGCUGAGCGAGAUCCUCGACUGGUUGCACAGCCACGAAGGCGCCGCCAAGUCGCGUCCGCUUCUGGACCGCGAUCCAGAAUCCGUAGAGCGGGAGUUGCAGAAGCACCAAGCCCUCAGCCAGGAUAUUGAAUCCUAUCUCAAGAAGUUCAACAAGAUCAACGAGGGCGUUAAGACCGAAGUUGGUUUCCCCAGCUCCCUUUCAGAAAUGCUGUCCGAGGGCCGGUCCCUGGUCGCCUCUUUGCCCCAUGAACUCGAGGAACGCGAAAAGUAUCUGAAGAAUAAUCGCGACUCCCGGCUGGAGUACAUGCAAUUGGUGGCCAAGUUCAAUGACUGGGUCCAUGAAGCCGAGUUGCGGCUGCAGAACAGCCAGCACGGCAUCGACUAUGAGCACCUGGUCCAGGAUCUGGACGAACACAAGAUUUUCUUCGGCAACGAGGCCCCGAUUCGCAACUUGGUGCACAAGCAGAUCCAGGAGGCCGCCGACAAGAUUUGGUCCUCGCUAAACAACUACGAGCAGUCUGAGUUGUCCGCCGAGUUGGCCCAGUUCCAAACUAAGUUGGCCAACACUCUGGCCAAUGCCAAGACACAGCAGAGCGAGCUGGAGAAGGAGGCGGAGCGCUGGCGCGAGUACCAGCAAUCCAUCGACCGUGUUAAGGCCACCAUCGAGCGCACCAAGUUCAGCGACGAGCAUGUCCAGAAUUUGGCUGGUCUGCACUUCAACAUCCAGAAACUGUCCCACGCCAUCGGAAAUGUCCAGAGCCAGAGCAGCGACCUAUCACUAGUCAACCAGCAGGCUCAGGCGCUCAUCCGUCAGGCAGACGCCCGCAACCGACAGCUGAUUGAGCAGGACAACGCUGGCCUGAACCGUUCGUGGCAGGAUCUGGUACACAGCUUGGAGCAGCGAAGGGACAACCUGCAGCAGUUGGCCGAGCACUGGGACGGAUUCGAGAACAGCCUGCACGGCUGGGAAAAGGCUCUUGGUCGCUUGGAGGAUAAGUUCCGCAAUGUCGACCCAACUGUAAGAUCCCGACGUCAUUUGGAAGAUACAAAGAAUGCCAUUCAGGAACUGCGUGAAGAAUCAAAUCAACUUAAAUCAUCACAUAAAGAAAUCGAGGCGCUCUCUAAAUCCAUCCUCACAUUCCUUGGGGAAGUACACAAACCCUCGGCGGAGGCCAUACAGGCCAAAGUGGAUAAGUUAGUUGAACAACAAGCCAAAUUGAACGACACUCUACGCGAAAAGGAGCAACAGGUUAGCAAGGAUCUCGAGGAGAUCGAGCAAGUCUUCCGUCGCAUCUCGCAGCUGCAGGACAAGCUUAACGCUCUGCACGAGCAACUGCAAUCGGUUCACGUCUACGACGAGCACAUCGCCCAGACCGAACAGCUUCUGAUCACCCUCAACAGCCAGGUGCAGCAGGCCGCCGAAGAGAGCAAGUCACUGGUGUCCCAGACCACGGCCCUCUACCAGGCCAAGCAGAACCAGCUGCCGAACGACAUUGCCCAGGAGUUUACGGCCCUCGAGCUACUGGCCGAACGAGUCCAGGUGACCAUGGAGACCAAAGAGAAGGAUUUCAAGCGCGCGAAGACCGUUCGCACCGAAUAUGUGGCCGGUGUGGACGAGAUUCAGCGCUGGCUGCUUCAGGCGGAGGUUCAGGUGCAGGAACGCAGCCUGACGCCUACGCAGAUGAAGGAGCUGCUGCAGCGCAUCAACCAUGAAAUCACCGCCAUCUACGAACGCUUCACGCUGGUCAAGACCAACGGUCAGCUGAUCAUCGAGAAUUGUCGCAACAGCGAGGAGAAGACGCUGGUGCAGACAACCAUCGAUCAGCUAGCCGCCUCCCUGGCCCAGGUCCGAGGCUGGCUGGACGAGAAGAAGCAGGCGGUGGGUGAUAGUCUGGACGCGUGGACGAGGUUCAUGAACCUCUACCAGAUUGUCAUGUCGUGGGCGGCGGAGAAGCGUACCUUCAUCGAUCAGACGAUUGAACUGCGCACCCUGCCAGAGGCGCGCAACAAACUGAAUGACUAUGUUACGGCUGUGAAGAGUGUGAAACCGAUUGUGAAGCAUCUGAGCGAGAUGGAUAAGGAGCUGGAGCACAUCGGCCAGGUGACGACUGUAGGCGAUCUCAAGGACAAACUGCAGGAAGCCGAGGAUGCGAAGAUUACCGUGGAAGCGGUGCUGCUGGAGAGGAACUCUCUGCUGCAAGAGGCCUGCGAAGAGUGGGAUCAAUGUGAACGCAAGAUUAAGGAUAUACGCGCCUGGCACGAAAAGACGAAGCAGAGCCUGGACUCCGCCCAGCAGCAGAAGAAACCGCUGCGCGAUCAGCUCGGCUUCUGUGAGAAGACCCUGGCCGACAUUAAUGUGCAGAAAACGAAACUGAGACUGUCUAUUGAGAAACUGGAGGUUCAUUUCCGCAACGGCAUGGGCGGUGAUCCGCGCCUGAGCGAAAAUGUAGACGAUCUGGUGCGCGUGCUCGACGGCUUGGGCGAGUUGGUCAAGGCCAAGUCGCACAGCCUCGAGCAGACGCUGGCCCAGAUCGACGUCUACCAGCAGCAGAUGCAGACCCUGCGCCAGCGCAUCAUCCAGGAGGAGCAGCAGCUGCGCCUGGUGAUGGCGCCCACGUACUUGCCGCACGAUCGCGAGCGAGCAUUAGCCGAGCAACAGGCAAUGCGAGAAUCAAUCGAUGGCAUGCAGCAAGUCUACGAUGCGACAGCGCGAAAGUCCUACACGCUGGAUCCCCAUUCAGUGGUGACCACUUCAUCGACUGUCUCGUUGCUGAUGAAGCCAUCGGCGGCAGCGGGUCUUACCUAUGCUGAAGUGUUGUCGGGACAUGCGAGUCCGGUAAGCAGCGCUAAUGAAUCUGUAACGACGAAGCCCCAAUCAGAACGAACAGACCCCGCAACGACUACAACCACAACGACCCGGCAACAACACACGAACCAGAACCAGAACCAGACCACAAUUAAAACUAUUACGACCACCACCACAACAACGACUACGAAACGUACGCACGGAGAUGAAUCUUUCGAAAGUCCUUCGAAUCCUCACGAACUAAAUGGCAGCGGUAGCACCAUCGUUACCACAGCUAUUUAUGAGCGCCAACAACCAGUUACACCACCCAUCGAGACCAUCACGACAACAGUUCCUAGCAUAACGACACCGAUUCCUACCAACCCCAACACGCAGUUUAUAGAAAGCGAGCAGAAGUACCACCAGCACUUAAAAACGGGUAAGAAACUGCAGCCACCGCGUCCCGAACGUCGUGGCCGAUCGCCCAGACGCCGACGGGAACCGCCCCAACCACAACCACGAGCAUCACAACAGCCCUCUAUUGAGGCGCCAUUGGAGCAAGAACCACAGCCGGAACAUCUCUUCCUGCCAAUCGCCGAUCGCACGAGAUCACGUAGCCCCAUGUGGGUGCCUGGUUCGACUUCCUAUGCAGAGGUUCUGCGCGGUUUGGAGCUUGAGCGACUGAAAGCCGAACAACUGGCUGCGCAGGCCGCUCAGGGCCGCACGGAACUUACCAUCCAGGACGUGGUGGAUGCCAGCGCUGCAGUUACACGGAAUAUUUACGUUCCCCAACCGGAACCAGAGCAGCCCAUUGAGGAACAGCAGCAGCAAUAUAUUGGCGAGACCAUCGCCGAUGUUGCGUUUUCUGCCGCACAGCCACAACAACCAGCUCUUCCUCAACUUCCACAGCAACCGAAACCCCUCGAUAAUUACGAAGUACACAUGACAGCGGAGGAGAUUGCAGCGACAUAUUUGCAGCCGGAUCCCCAGUUGUACCAGACGAUGUACGAAAACGUGGCCGACAGUGGUCAGUGGGGCUAUGUGACAGAUGCUACAUCGCAAGCUCAGCAACAGCCAGUUCAACAGAACUACUACGAGCAGAUUAUGCAGAUGCAGUACCCGAUUCAGUACCAGCAGGUGACAGUGCCACCAACGACGACCCAGUACCAGCUAUUGGCUGGCUACUACCAGCCAGUAGCGCAGACCGAAGGUGGCUAUCCCGCAGUCUAUUCCACUGAGCCGAAUCAGAUCUACUAUGCCCAGCAAACCACAGACUACGCCCAGGAAUAUCCACAACAGCACCUGGCGCAGCAGCCACAGCAGCAGCCCCUGCAGGAUUACAAGCAGGAAACAGUGGAGCAGUCCUAUCUGCCUGAGACGUACCAGGUGGAUAACACUUUGUCCCUGAACUCGACCACAGGCAACAGCGUGCUGGAUCGCGUUGUUACCACACUGGCCUCGAUGGUCCAACAAAGUUCAGAGCCGCUGACCACCAGCACCCAGCAAAUUCAGCCGGCUGUUAUUGAGAGCGAGCCCCCAGAGCCCCAGUACUACAUCGAGGAGCACGUCCACUUGAUGCCGGCUGUAGAGCCCCAGGAAUUUGAGCUAAACGAGCCCAGGCCCGACAUCACCUUUGGCCAAUUCGAUAUUGAUGCUAUUGAGGCUAUACCAGCGGAAGAACCGACUGUACCUCAACCUCUUGAGAGUGUAACCACAACUAGCUAUGUGACGACAAUUGCCCCAGAACAGAUACAGCCAACUGUGAUACCACACCAGACUACCGAAAUCGUUUCGGUUCCGGAUGCCCCUCAAGUACCCAAGGACCCUGAAACUGUCAUUGUCCGUCCCCAGGAUCAGAGGCAAAAGAAUAAACAAACUCGUCCCCAGGACAUCAAUACUGGCAGCACGUACGCCGAAGUUCUCUUCGGUCUCCAGCAUAGAGAUAAUCCAGUCUUCCAGCCAUCCAGUCAGCAACAGCAACAGAUACCAGUGCGCCUAACGUCCUCGCCUCCCUUGCAGCGGAAUCCUGAAGAAACAACGUUCACUACGACUAUAACAACAACUACUACAAGAGUAGCAAACCAGCACGGUAGACGUUAUGACAAGUCGCCAACCUGGGAACGUAAGGAUGACAAUUUUGAAUCGAGGUCAUCCAGAACGAAGAGAACGCGUCAUGAACCUCAGCCGGAACCAUUGCCUAUUAAACAGACCCACAGAAAAGAUCAAAAGACGGGCAAAAAGACAGCUCCUGUUCCUGAAGCCAACGGUUUUAGCUCGACGGAGAGCAAACCGAGUCCAGCCCCGAUCCUGUUGGAGCAAAAACAGCCUGAGACCAAAACUGUUAAGUCAAAGAAGCAGAAAAAGACAAUUGACCACGACACAGUCGCAACAAUUGAGCCUAAACCGGAACCAGCUACCACAAAUCCAGUGCCAGCCAAGAGGGAGAAGAAAACAUCCCCUGUUUUGGAUAAAAAGCAAACUGUGGUCGAGAAGACUGUGAUAACUAGCAAAUCGGUUGAUCUGGCUGUUAUCCCUGUUCCGGUUGUGGAAUCUACUCCUGCCCCGUCGAAUACCGAAAAGAAAUCCAAACAAGCCAAGAAUGUUGAGAACAUCAAUGUGGAAAUUAAGGAAACUGCACCAGUUCCCCCCGCAAGAAAAGAAAAGAAACCAACAAAGCCUGUGGAGCAAAAGCCUAGCUCUAAAAUUGUUGAGCCUGUCGUUGAAAAGGUGCCUACUCAAUCGGUUGCGGUUGAGCCCAAAAUUCAGGCAGAACCCGAAGUAAAGCAACAAACGGAAAUUUUUGUGGAACAGACGGUAACUAUUCCAUUGCCACCUACUAGAAAGGAAAAGAAACGGCCCAAGUCUAAGGAAGUUGUUCCAAAAACUGAACCUUCACCCAAGAUUGUUUCAGUAGAGCCUGAAGCUCCAGUCAAGGAUGUUUCUGCAAAGUCUGAGGUUCCAGCCAAUGAUAUUUCUGUAGAGCCUGAGGCUCCUGCCAAGGUUGUUUCAGUGGAGCCUGUGGCUCCAGCCAGGGAUAUUUCUGUGGAGCCUGAAGCUCCAUCCAAAAAUACUUAUGUAGAGCCCGAAGCUUCAGUCAAGGAUAUUCCUGUAGAACCUGUCGCUAAGAAAGAACGUAAACGCACUAAAAAGGAUGCUAAGCAGGUUACGGUGGAAGUUUCUCCUGAAACAAGUCACAUCACAACUGAAACGACAGACACUACUUCUCUGCUCCCUCAGGUUGUCACCUCCACCGAUAUUGGCGAAACCAUUAUUGAAGGUGAACCAACAGUUACUACAUCUACAAACACCAUAUCUACGGAAAGUGGAACUACAACCAUUACAACUCGAACCAUUACCAAACAUAUAACCAAGCGUAUCGUGAAGCGUAUUGUAGAUGGAAAGGAGGAAAUUGUUGAGGAGGAUGUUAUCGAUGAUUUGCCGGAGGAAAAUAUUUCUGUUGAGCAGUAUAACUUGCCGACUGUCCAAACCACUAGCAGCGAAGUGCCUGUUGAUGUGUCAGGAUUUUCUACAGCCCAAGAUACAAUUGUACAGCAAGGAUCCAUAACUAAGACGGUUAUAACUAAAACGAAGCGAAUCCUUAAGCGCAUCAAUGAAGUUGGAGAGGAGAUAAUCGAAGAGGUCUUUGAAGAUGAGCCGGAAGUAGAGCGCGAUGUUACCUUGCUUCCAACUACUGUUGUGACUUCCACGGUUUGCAGCACAGAGAAGCAGCCAAGUUCCUUGGAAAUCAUUGAAGAUGUAGCUCAAAAUGUUGUGGACGACGUUCUAAAACAGGCCGAGGAAAUAACCCAACCAAAAAUAUCUGAUAAGAAGCCAGUUCCUACUGAACCCGAAAUAAAGAAAGAAGUCGUGGCUACCGUAGUAGAAGAAUCGGAGCAGAAGAAGCCGAAAAAGCCUUCUAGGAAAGACAAGAAAAAGCAAAAGAAAUCCGAGAGUGAAGAGGUUUUCCAAAUUGUCGAACCGCAGCCACAAAUAGAAAUAACAGAGCCCCUGAACGUAACAAGUGCAAUUAAAACCGAUAGUAAGCCAACUAUUUUGUCUGAGGAAACUGCGGCGAGCGAUGAUGGCCUCGUAAAGACUACAGUCAUCCGUACUACCAAAAUCGUCAAGAAAAUUAACAGCAGCCAGCAGGAAAGUCAGGACAUGUUGUCUUCAACGCAUUCAGAUGUCCUUUCUUCGGUUAGUUCCCAAUCCGAGGAGCCUGUUGAGCCACCCAAGGUAGUUAAGUCGGAAACCAAUAGCCGAGAAAUCAGCGAUGAGGGUGUGGUGAAGACAACCAAAACGACCACCACUAAAACCAUCAAAUCUCCAAAGGCCGAAGCUGUACUUGUGGAACCCGUUUUGGACGUACCAACUGUAACGGAAAAUGUUUUACCAGAUGCUGAAGACAAUGUAGAAGGCGGUGUGAUAAAGACAACUAUUGUCCGCACCACUAGGAUCGUUAAGAAAAUCUCCCAGGAAACUGAAAUUAGCGAGGCCAGCAGCGAAUCUGAAUGCUCCUCCCUACCUAUUGUCGACACAAUCAUUCAAGAUGCUCCAAUAGUAGCGGAGUCGGUCACGACUGAAUCGAAUGGCGAAGGCAUCACUAAGACCACUACUACGCGAACAACGAAAGCUGUGAACAAGAACGUUUUCAGCGAAAGUGUGGAUAUCGCAUUCAACCCAUCAGAUGUUCCAGUAGAAACAGAGACCAACCUUGAGGAGAAUGUUCAGCCAAAUGUGGAAAUCGUUUCAACUGGUGUGGAAGACAAGCUUAUAUUCCCCUCCUCAAAUAGUGAUGUACCUCAGUCUAUCAGGAUUCAAUCGACUCUCGUAGAUUUCAUUGAAGCUGAGAAAAAUGCAUCUAUUAAGUCUCUUGAGCCUGUAAAGGAAUUGGUGCCCGAGGAACCUAUUCAGUUGGGUACUACCGAGGAAUCCGAGCUUUCUAGUCCUGGUGAUGUGGUCAAGACCACAAUCGUGAGAACGACAAAAAUUGUCAAAAAGAUCGCUCAAAACUCUGAACAACAGGCUAUUGAAGUGUCAAACCCCGAGAAGGAAGCUAAUAAGCCUGAACCUGUGCAGACAGUUGAAGAUGCCAAUGGUGGUGUAACUAAGACUACAACCGUGCGUACGACAAAAAUCGUUAAGAAGCUGAACGAAGAUGGGGAAACUACCACUGAAGAGAGCAGCACUACCAGUGACCCGAUUAUUGUGCGGGAAGCUUCUCCAGCGAUCUCGGAAGUCCCUAGCGAAACCUCAACCGUAUCUAGUCAAAUUGAUGGCGCAAUUAUUAAAACUACGACAAUCCGGACAAUGCGUAUUACGAAGAGGAUAACGAAUGAUGGACGCAUACUUUUGACGGAAAGCGAAGCGCCUAGUGACGUUGUCGUCACGUCGAGUAUUGAAAUGCCCGAUCAAAGACCCAUCAGUCCGAUAGUAUCGUCGCGAGCAUCGUCUCCGGCUGUGACGCCUAGCAGUGAAUUAAGGAUUGACAGUUUGGGUGAAAACAUUCAGAUAGGAGUGAAGGAUAGUCCGACUGGGGUGAAGGUUAUUGGAAUCGAGACAAGCACUAUUGAGUUGCCAAAGUUGGGUGAAACGACGACAAACGGGGCUGUGAACGAGACAAAUAGUAUUACCACUACUACGACUACUACCAAGAAUACGAUACUCACGACUACGCAACGACGAAGCUUCGAAACCGAAGAUGGCACAAAUGUUCUUUUCGUGGGAGAAGGCAUUGACGGUGCCUUCCCACCGGGCACAGUCCAGAAGAUUUCUCUCAUUACUCAUGAAGAAAAACUGAAGACACCUAUCGUGAAAAUGCAUCUUGAUUUUCCGGAGGUCAGUCUUCAGGUGACAGAAACAGUGACCGAAAACGUGGAGUCCCUGAAUAGAACUGCCGAUUCUAGUAAGAAUACAGUUGUUGAAGUAGUCGAGUCGUCUGUGCCAGAACUUCCUGUAGUACAAGAGCCCAUAUUAGAACCCCCUGUAGCUAAACUUAUUGAAGAGCCUGUUCCAGUAGAUGACUCCAAGAGUACCCAACCUAUAGCCGCCUCUGAACUGAGCCCUGAAGAGCAACAGUUGUUCGAGGAUAUUCAGAAGAAGCUCUCCAAAAAAGAUAAGAAAAAACGUCCAGCUAUCCCCGAAGCGUUUAUUAAGCAAGAAACCUUGCAGGUUCUUACAGAGGAGAGAACAGGUAGUGCAGAUAUUGUUGUAGAUAAUGUGCUAAUUAAUGUAGUUCCGCCCUUAGCAGAGUUAGACGCGUUAGUUUCCAAUAUUUCUCAGGAUGUAUCCCUGGUUUCAAGUGCCAAGACAAUCGACAGUGGCAAAUCAGAAACUUCUAACCAAGAACUAUUAGACUCGGAAGUAGCUUCUGUUCGGUCAAGCCUAGAAGUCGAAAUUUCCCUUAAUAAUGUUCCUGAUCCAGAGAAAUUGCGUUUCAACAUUUCCCAAGAUGCGGCAUUUACCUCUAUUGUCAAGUCUAUUGAGCACGCCAAGGCAGAUGAUCUUUAUCAUGAAACUUCUGAAGUAUAUCCGGUUCCCGAAAUUGUCCCUGUUCAAGUAGAAGAAAAAGUAAAAAGUCCAUCUGAAACUCAGCCCAGCCCUGCCCUCACUAAUAACUCUAAACAAAUUGCUCCUGCCAAUCCAAGCGCAUUAAUAGCUGUGGCUAACUCGGUAAGCACUUUAAAUACAAUAACUAACAUUCAGCCAAUUUCUUCAUUUGAAAAAAUAUUUGAAGUUCCCAAAUUUGACUUAAUUAAGUUUAUUAAUGCCGAGGGUCAAUAUCACAUAAUUAAUUCUAAGCCAGAUGAAGUCAGUACCCCAACUCCAUUAGAACCAACUACUGUUAAUGUUUCGUUACCAAAGACGGUAAGCUUUGAGGACGAAAAAGACAUUAAUACAAGUAGCAUCAGUCAACAAACUCUUCCUGCUAUAUACAACUGGGAAGUUCCAAAAUUCGAUGUCAUAACCCUGAGCAAAGCAGAAGCCUUGCUUAAAAUUGAAGAGACAAAAUCGGUUCCUCCAUCAUUAUCACAAGAACCUGAUACAACUGAACCUGAAAAUAAAACUGAGGAACCAAAGCAAAAGGAGCUUUCGGUUGUCGAAAAGGUAUCCGAACCAGAACCCAUUGUUGAGGUGCCUAUUGUCGAUGAAACCAAGACGUUUACAACUGUAACCACUACCACAGUCACUACCGAAAAAGUCAGCGAGGUUCCAGUUCCUGAGGAAAUCAAAAAGCCAGAGGAACCUGAGAAGAAACCUGAGGAGCCUAAGAAACCAGCCUACGCCGGUCUGCCUGUCGACGAUUCUUCCAGCUCUUGGAUGGAUGUUUUGGAUGAGCCAAUGAACUUCUCGGAUGAAGACGAGCCAGUUUCUGAGCCCCAAAAGGAAGUUACUGUUGUUGAAAAGGUAUCCGAACCAGAACCCAUUGUGGAGGUGCCUGUUGUCGACGAAACCAAGACGAUUACAACUGUAACCACUACCACAGUCACUACCGAAAAAGUCAGCGAGGUUCCAGUUCCUGAGGAAAUCAAAAAGCCAGAGGAACCUGAGAAGAAACCUGAGGAGCCUAAGAAACCAGCCUACGCCGGUCUGCCUGUCGACGAUUCUUCCAGCUCUUGGAUGGAUGUUUUGGAUGAGCCAAUGAACUUCUCGGAUGAAGACGAGCCAGUUUCUGAGCCCCAAAAGGAGGUAACGGUUGUCAAAAAGGUAUCCGUACCAGAACCCAUUGUGGAGGUGCCUGUUGUCGACGAAACCAAGACGAUUACAACUGUAACCACCACCACAGUCACUACCAAAGAGAUCAGUGAGGUUCCAGUUCCUGAGGAAAUCAAAAAGCCAGAGGAACCUGAGAAGAAACCUGAGGAGCCUAAGAAACCAGCCUACGCCGGUCUGCCUGUCGACGAUUCGUCCAGCUCUUGGAUGGAUGUUUUGGAUGAGCCAAUGAACUUCUCGGAUGAAGACGAGCCAGUUUCUGAGCCCCAAAAGAAGGUUACUGUUGUUGAAAAGGUAUCCGAACCAGAACCCAUUGUGGAGGUGCCUGUUUUCGACGAAACCAAGACGAUUGCAACUGUAACCACCACCACAGUCACUACCGAAGAGAUCAGUGAGGUUCCAGUUUCUGAGGAAAUCAAAAAGCCAGAGGAACCUGAGAAGAAACCUGAGGAGCCCAAGAAACCAGCCUACGCCGGUCUACCUGUCGACGAUUCGUCCAGCUCUUGGAUGGAUGUUUUGGAUGAGCCAAUGAACUUCUCGGAUGAAGACGAGCCAGUUUCUGAGCCCCAAAAGGAGGUUACUGUUGUUGAAAAGGUAUCCGAACCAGAACCCAUUGUGGAGGUGCCUGUUGUCGACGAAACCAAGACGAUUACAGCUGUAACCACCACCACAGUCACUACCGAAAAGCUCAGUGAAGUUCCAGUUCCUGAGGAAAUCAAAAAGCCAGAGGAACCUGAGAAGAAACCUGAGGAGCCUAAGAAACCAGCCUACGCCGGUCUGCCUGUUGACGAUUCGUCCAGCUCUUGGAUGGAUGUUUUGGAUGAGCCAAUGAACUUCUCAGAUGAAGACGAGCCAGUUUCUGAGCUCCAAAGGGAGGUUUCUGUUGUCGAAAAGGUAUCCGAACCAGAACCUAUUGUGGAGGUGCCUGUUGUCGACGAAACCAAGACGAUUACAACUGUAACCACCACCACAGUCACUACCGAAAAGGUCAGCGAGAUUCCAGUUCCUGAAGAAAUCAAAAAGCCCCAGGAACUUGAGGAUUCGAUUCAUCCAGGUAAUGCUCAACAGGAAAAGCCAUUGGAAGAGCCUAUAGAUACAUGGUCCAGUGUUCUUGAGGAUUCCGCUCCUAGUAGCGGCAACAUUGGAUUCACUUCUAGUUUGUCCGCUGAUGCUCCAGAGUUUACGCCCUCUUAUUUGAGGAAUUCCUAUUCGGACCAGACACAUACAUUCCUUGCUAAUGAGCGGGUAUACAACGAGUUCAUUCCCAGAAAUAGAACAGAGGCGGCUGUGUUGCCAAAACAGAAAGCUAAGAAAGCAAAACCGCCAAAACGCCAAAAUAAGAAGGCCGAAAUUCAGGAUGAGGUAAAACCUGCGCCGAUAGAGUAUGUGCAAGAGCCUUUCGAUGUUGUCGAGGAUGUUGACAACGUAUGGACCAGAAACCGUGAUGGAAAAUCGUAUGCUGACGUCCUAUUGAAUUCCCGUGUUGUAGAGGAUGCUGUAGCUACUGCGAUUGAGAGUCCAACAAAAUCUUUAUCUGAACCAAAACCUGUCGAAGUUAAACCACCUUUAAGCCAACCAAAGACAAAACAGGAAAAACGCAAGGCUGUGGAGAAACUAAAGCCCACAAUAAUUAUAGAGAGCGACAAAUCAAAGACCAGUACAGAUAACGAGCAGUCCCAACCAACAACUGAUAGCGAUCUGUCGAAAACUACUGACAGCUCCAAGGAACCGUCAUCUGAUGAGAGAGAAGCUUCAAGUACUUCGGAGCUUACAUGGUCAGCUCUUGUGCGUAGACCUGGAGAAUGGUCAGAUACAACACUGGUCAAGAAGGAAACCUCCCAAACAACAGUUGUAUCAACAACAGAGACAAAGUCCCGUAAAAAGGAAAAGGAAGAGCCUAAAAAGGUCGCAAAGCCCAAAAAGACAAAGAAGCCGAAGAAACCAAUUGUUGAACCGGCAUCGACCACAUCUGAAGAUGAGCUGCCUGAAGCUUUGCCUGCCACAACAUUAACGGAGCUCAAACCGUCAGAGCUUGAUCUGGAACAAGGUAAAAUCGAAGAACAAAGCAGUGGCUUCUCUUGGGCUUCCCUUGUUAAGAGGCCUGGUGAGUGGAUUGAUAACACAGUUACUCAUAUAAAAACAGCUGUAAAUUCUUCCACUGAGACAAAGGAUCCUGCUAGAAAAGAGAAACCAGAGAAGCUGAAGAAACAGAAACCUAAAAAGAAGGCCGAUGCUAAGAUACCAGCCUCUGAUCCUGAGCCUGAAAUACACAGUGAACCAAUUAAGGAUGUUGUGAUUGAACCCGAGGAAAAGGUUGAAGUCCGCAAGCCGGAGGAAACGACUGGUAAUGCAUUCUCUUGGGCUUCGUUGGUGAAGAAACCUGGUGAGUGGGUCGACGACAUAGCCUCCCGUAAGAAAAUAGUGGAACCGUCCAGAGAGGAACCUAAAGAUGAGUCAAAUGUCAAAAAAAUCAUUAAGGUCGAGAAAACUGUAAAGAAAGAAAAGCGGAUCAAACCUAACAAGCCUGUGGCUCAAGAGGAAAAACACGAACCUGAAAUCUUGUCCCCAACGUCUGAUGAGAGUGAAGUGGUUGAGCCCCUACAGAGACCCGAUGAUAAUACUAUUACUUGGGCUAAAAUUGCUAGUCAAAUCGAUCAUAUGACAGACUUAACACCCAAGGAGAAGAAAGAGGUGAAACAACUGCAGCCUGAACAUACUUCUAAAAUCAAGCGUCACGAAAUUAAGACGAAAGUUAAAGUCAGUCAUGGUCCUGAAGUUGAUAAAAAUCAGAAACAAUUACAAAGUUCCUGGUCAUCUGUACUGAGUCAUCAAACUACAGAGUUUAUUGAAGCUGAAAAGACAACACAAAAACCGAAGGCUGAAAAGCCAAAGAAGCAGGUACAGAUUGUGGAAUUACCUUUUGAGUCUGAAACACAUAAACCUCAAAAGUCCUGGGCUGAAAUGAUUGACGAUGGCGCCGAUGACAUUGUGGUAGAACCUAAAUCUUGGAAAGAUUUGAUUGAAGACGAAAUGGAAAUUCCACUUCUUCCUGAAAAUGGAGAGGAAGCCAAUAUAAACAAAAUUCUCGAAACAAUGCAGGAAAUGAAAUCCAGUAUCGAAGAAAAACCGAUCACUUCUGUCACCACCAUCUCCACAGUCAACGAAAAGGUGAGUGAGGUUCCCGUUCCUGAAGAAUCCAAAAAACCAGUCGAACCUGAGACGAAACUUGAGGAACCCAAGAAACCAGCCUACGCCGGUCUGCCUGUUGUCGACGAAACCAAGACAAUGACAACUGUAACCACCACCACAGUCACUACCGAAAAGGUCACCGAGGUUCCAGUUCCUGAGGAAAUCAAAAAGCCAGAGGAACCUGAGAAGAAACCUGAGGAGCCCAAGAAACCAGCCUACGCCGGUCUACCUGUCGACGAUUCUUCCAGCUCUUGGAUGGAUGUUUUGGAUGAGCCAAUGAACUUCUCGGAUGAAGACGAGCCAGUUUCUGAGCCCCAAAAGGAGGUUACUGUUGUUGAAAAGGUAUCCGAACCAGAACCCAUUGUGGAGGUGCCUGUUUUCGACGAAACCAAGACGAUUACAACUGUAACCACCACCACAGUCACUACCGAAGAGAUCAGUGAGGUUCCAGUUUCUGAGGAAAUCAAAAAGCCAGAGGAACCUGAGAAGAAACCUGAGGAGCCCAAGAAACCAGCCUACGCCGGUCUGCCUGUUGACGAUUCGUCCAGCUCUUGGAUGGAUGUUUUGGAUGAGCCAAUGAACUUCUCGGAUGAAGACGAGACAGUUUCAGAGCCCCAAAAGGAGGUUACUAUUGUCGAAAAGGUAUCCAAACCAGAACCCAUUGUGGAAGUGCCUGUUGUCGACGAAACCAAGACGAUUACAACUGUAACCACCACCACAGUCACUACCGAAAAGGUCACCGAUGUUCCAGUUCCUGAGGAAAUCAAAAAGCCAGAGGAACCUGAGAAGAAACCUGAGGAGCCCAAGAAACCAGCCUACGCCGGUCUGCCUGUUGACGAUUCGUCCAGCUCUUGGAUGGAUGUUUUGGAUGAGCCAAUGAACUUUUCGGAUGAAGACGAGCCAGUUUCUGAGCCCCAAAAGGAGGUUACUGUUGUCGAAAAGGUAUCCGAACCAGAACCCAUUGUGGAGGUGCCUGUUGUCGACGAAACCAAGACGAUUACAACUGUAACCACCACCACAGUCACUACCGAAAAGGUCAGCGAAGUUCCAGUUCCUGAAGAAACCAAAAAGCCAGAGGAACCUGAGAAGAAACCUGAGGAGCCCAAGAAACCAGCCUACGCCGGUCUGCCUGUUGACGAUUCGUCCAGCUCUUGGAUGGAUGUUUUGGAUGAGCCAAUGAACUUCUCGGAUGAAGACGAGCUAGUUUCUGAGCCCCAAAAGGAGGGUACUGUUGUCGAAAAGGUAUCCGCACCAGAACCCAUUGUGGAGGUGCCUGUUGUCGACGAAACCAAGACGAUUACAACUGUAACCACCACCACAGUCACUACCGAAAAGGUCAGCGAAGUUCCAGUUCCUGAAGAAACCAAAAAGCCAGAGGAACCUGAGAAGAAACCUGAGGAGCCCAAGAAACCAGCCUACGCCGGUCUGCCUGUUGACGAUUCGUCCAGCUCUUGGAUGGAUGUUUUGGAUGAGCCAAUGAACCUCUCGGAUGAAGACGAGCCAGUUUCUGAGCCCCAAAAGGAGGUUACUGUUGUCGAAAAGGUAUCCGAACCAGAACCCAUUGUGGAGGUGCCUGUUGUCGACGAAACCAAGACGAUUACAACUGUAACCACCACCACAGUCACUACCGAAGAGAUCAGUGAGGUUCCAGUUCCUGAGGAAAUCAAAAAGCCAGAGAAACCUGAGAAGAAACCUGAGGAGCCCAAGAAACCAGCCUACGCCGGUCUGCCUGUUGACGAUUCGUCCAGCUCUUGGAUGGAUGUUUUGGAUGAGCCAAUGAACUUCCCGGAUGAAGACGAGCCAGUUUCAGAGCCCCAAAAGGAGGUUACUAUUGUCGAAAAGGUAUCCGAACCAGAACCCAUUGUGGAAGUGCCUGUUGUCGACGAAACCAAAACGAUUACAACUGUAACCACCACCACAGUCACUACCGAAAAGGUCAGCGAGGUUCCAGUUCCUGAGGAAAUCAAAAAGCCAGAGGAACCUGAGAAGAAACCUGAGGAGCCCAAGAAACCAGCCUACGCCGGUCUGCCUGUUGACGAUUCGUCCAGCUCUUGGAUGGAUGUUUUGGAUGAGCCAAUGAACCUCUCGGAUGAAGACGAGCCAGUUUCUGAGCCCCAAAAGGAGGUUACUGUUGUCGAAAAGGUAUCCGAACCAGAACCCAUUGUGGAGGUGCCUGUUGUCGACGAAACCAAGACGAUUACAACUGUAACCACCACCACAGUCACUACCGAAGAGAUCAGUGAGGUUCCAGUUCCUGAGGAAAUCAAAAAGCCAGAGGAACCUGAGAAGAAACCUGAGGAGCCCAAGAAACCAGCCUACGCCGGUCUGCCUGUUAACGAUUCUUCCAGCUCUUGGAUGGAUGUUUUGGAUGAGCCAAUGAACUUCUCUGAUGAAGAUGAGCCAGUUUCUGAGCCCCAAGAGGAGGUUACGGCUAUCAAAAAGGUAUCCGAACCAAGACCCAUUGUGGAGGUGCCUGGGGUCGACGAAACCAAGACCAUUACAAGUGUAACCAUCACCACAGAUUCCACUGAAACUGCCAACAAUGUUAUUUUCACAGACAUAAAGAAGCCUGUGGAAGCGCAGAAAAAAUUGGUUACCGUUUCAGAAGAUAUCCAAAUACUGACACCCAAGCCGACUAAUGUCUGGGAAUUACAUUCAUCUUAUGCUGAUGUUGUUAAACAUACAGAAGAUUUUAUUGAUUUGGAAAAGAAAAAUGUGGACAAACUCCACCAUUCAAAAAUCUCCAGUAUUGAACCCAAGGAAGAAGUGUCUCUAGUUGUGAAAGAGACGGUUAAACAAUCGAAAAAAGCUCAGAAAAAACCGAAGAAAACUACCAAAGAUAUUUCUUCCAGUGACUAUGCUGAGCCUCCAGUUGAAGUUGAAGUCAGUCCGGUGAGAGACUCGUGGUCAGCAAUGGUCGAAGAAGACUUGGACAAAUAUAGUGAAAUAAAUCAGCCAAAGACCAGUGGUACAUUAUGGUCAUCAAUUGUGCGACAAGGCAUACAGGAACCAUCUACAAAAAUAACCCAAAUUGAUGAACGUGACCCAGUGACUUUCCAAACAACCGCAAACUCGCAAGAUUUUAUCAGCCAGGAACAAAUUUUCUCUUCUGUGGUAAACGACAAAUCCCAGAAAAAAUCAAAGAAAGAUAAAAAGAUUCCUAAAGUUGCUGAAACUGUGAAAACAAUUUUAGUAGAUGAAGUGUCAAACGUGGAGGACGUAAUCUCAACUACAGAACAAGCUGCACCUGAGUUAUCCUGGUCUUCUAUUGUGUCCCAAACUACUGAGGUGACAACCACUACAACCGACACCCAUACCGUCGAAACGCCUGAAGAAAAGCUUUUGGAAGAAAAACCCAAGAAGCAAAAGCCGAAGAAGGAGAAGAAACCGAAGGCAGAACCUGUUGUUGAAGCUGUGGUGCCUGAACCAGAAGUAGAACCGAUUGUGGAAGCACCAGUAGUCGAAGAACCUGUGGUUGAAGUGACCCUAGUGGAGGAAAUUACACCAGCUCCCGAACCUGAAGCAGCUCCACAACUAUCCUGGUCGUCUAUUGUGUCCCAAAAUACUGAGGUGACAACCACUACAACCGACACCCAUACCGUCGAAACUCCUGAAGAAAAGCUUUUGGAAGAAAAACCCAAGAAGCAAAAGCCGAAGAAGGAGAAGAAACCGAAGGCAGAACCUGUUGUUGAAGCUGUGGUGCCUGAACCAGAAGUAGAACCGAUUGUGGAAGCACCAGUAGUCGAAGAACCUGUGGUUGAAGUGACCCUAGUGGAGGAAAUUACACCAGCUCCCGAACCUGAAGCAGCUCCACAACUAUCCUGGUCGUCUAUUGUGUCCCAAACUACUGAGGUGACAACCACUACAACCGACACCCAUACCGUCGAAACUCCUGAAGAAAAGCUUUUGGAAGAAAAACCCAAGAAGCAAAAGCCGAAGAAGGAGAAGAAACCGAAGGCAGAACCUGUUGUUGAAGCUGUGGUGCCUGAACCAGAAGUAGAACCGAUUGUGGAAGCACCAAUAGUCGAAGAACCAGUGGUUGAAGUGACCCUAGUGGAGGCAAUUACACCAGCUCCUGAACCUGAAGCAGCUCUACAACUAUCCUGGUCGUCUAUUGUGUCCCAAACUACUGAGGUGACAACCACUACAACCGACACCCAUACCGUCGAAACGCCUGAAGAAAAGCUUUUGGAAGAAAAACCCAAGAAGCAAAAGCCGAAGAAGGAGAAGAAACCGAAGGCAGAACCUGUUGUUGAAGCUGUGGUGCCUGAACCAGAAGUAGAACCGAUUGUGGAAGCACCAGUAGUCGAAGAACCUGUGGUUGAAGUGACCCUAGUGGAGGAAAUUACACCAGCUCCCGAACCUGAAGCAGCUCCACAACUAUCCUGGUCGUCUAUUGUGUCCCAAACUACUGAGGUGACAACCACUACAACCGACACCCAUACCGUCGAAACUCCUGAAGAAAAGCUUUUGGAAGAAAAACCCAAGAAGCAAAAGCCGAAGAAGGAGAAGAAACCAAAGGCAGAACCUGUUGUUGAAGCUGUGGUGCCUGAACCAGAAGUAGAACCGAUUGUGGAAGCACCAGUAGUCGAAGAACCUGUGGUUGAAGUGACCCUAGUGGAGGAAAUUACACCAGCUCCCGAACCUGAAGCAGCUCCACAACUAUCCUGGUCGUCUAUUGUGUCCCAAACUACUGAGGUGACAACCACUACAACCGACACCCAUACCGUCGAAACUCCUGAAGAAAAGCUUUUGGAAGAAAAACCCAAGAAGCAAAAGCCGAAGAAGGAGAAGAAACCGAAGGCAGAACCUGUUGUUGAAGCUGUGGUGCCUGAACCAGAAGUAGAACCGAUUGUGGAAGCACCAAUAGUCGAAGAACCAGUGGUUGAUGUGACCCUAGUGGAGGCAAUUACACCAGCUCCUGAACCUGAAGCAGCUCUACAACUAUCCUGGUCGUCUAUUGUGUCCCAAACUACUGAGGUGACAACCACUACAACCGACACCCAUACCGUCGAAACUCCUGAAGAAAAGCUUUUGGAAGAAAAACCCAAGAAACAAAAGCCGAAGAAGGAGAAGAAACCGAAGGCAGAACCUGUUGUUGAAGCUGUGGUGCCUGAACCAGAAGUAGAACCGAUUGUGGAAGCACCAGUAGUCGAAGAACCUGUGGUUGAAGUGACCCUAGUGGAGGAAAUUACACCAGCUCCCGAACCUGAAGCAGCUCCACAACUAUCCUGCUCGUCUAUUGUGUCCCAAACUACUGAGGUGACAACCACUACAACCGACACCCAUACCGUCGAAACUCCUGAAGAAAAGCUUUUGGAAGAAAAACCCAAGAAGCAAAAGCCGAAGAAGGAGAAGAAACCGAAGGCAGAACCUGUUGUUGAAGCUGUGGUGCCUGAACCAGAAGUAGAACCGAUUGUGGAAGCACCAGUAGUCGAAGAACCUGUGGUUGAAGUGACCCUAGUGGAGGAAAUUACACCAGCUCCCGAACCUGAAGCAGCUCCACAACUAUCCUGCUCGUCUAUUGUGUCCCAAACUACUGAGGUGACAACCACUACAACCGACACCCAUACCGUCGAAACUCCUGAAGAAAAGCUUUUGGAAGAAAAACCCAAGAAGCAAAAGCCGAAGAAGGAGAAGAAACCGAAGGCAGAACCUGUUGUUGAAGCUGUGGUGCCUGAACCAGAAGUAGAACCGAUUGUGGAAGCACCAGUAGUCGAAGAACCUGUGGUUGAAGUGACCCUAGUGGAGGAAUUUACACCAGCUCCCGAACCUGAAGCAGCUCCACAACUAUCCUGGUCGUCUAUUGUGUCCCAAACUACUGAGGUGACAACCACUACAACCGACACCCAUACCGUCGAAACUCCUGAAGAAAAGCUUUUGGAAGAAAAACCCAAGAAGCAAAAGCCGAAGAAGGAGAAGAAACCGAAGGCAGAACCUGUGGUGCCUGAACCAGAAGUAGAACCGAUUGUGGAAGCACCAAUAGUCGAAGAACCAGUGGUUGAAGUGACCCUAGUGGAGGAAAUUACACCAGCUCCCGAACCUGAAGCAGCUCCACAACUAUCCUGGUCGUCUAUUGUGUCCCAAACUACUGAAGUGACAACCACUACAACCGACACCCAUACCGUCGAAACUCCUGAAGAAAAGCUUUUGGAAGAAAAACCCAAGAAACAAAAGCCGAAGAAGGAGAAGAAACCAAAGGCAGAACCUGUUGUUGAAGCUGUGGUUCCUGAACCAGAGGUAGAGCCGAUUGUGGAAGCACCAGUAGUCGAAGAACCUGUGGUUGAAGUGACCCUAGUGGAGGAAAUUACACCAGCUCCCGAACCUGAAGCAGCUCCACAACUAUCCUGGUCGUCUAUUGUGUCCCAAACUACUGAGGUGACAACAACUACAACCGACACCCAUACCGUCGAAACUCCUGAAGAAAAGCUUUUGGAAGAAAAACCCAAGAAACAAAAGCCGAAGAAGGAGCAGAAACCGAAGGCAGAUCCUGUUGUUGAAGCUGUGGUGCCUGAACCAGAAGUAGAACCGAUUGUGGAAGCACCAGUAGUCGAAGAACCUGCGGUUGAACUGACCCUGGAGGAGGAAAUUACACCAGCUCCCGAACCUGAAGCAGCUCCACAACUUUCCUGGUCGUCUAUUGUGUCCCAAACUACUGAGGUGACAACAACUACAACCGACACCCAUACCGUCGAAACUCCUGAAGAAAAGCUUUUGGAAGAAAAACCCAAGAAGCAAAAGCCGAAGAAGGAGAAGAAACCGAAGGCAGAACCUGUUGUUGAAGCUGUGGUUCCUGAACCAGAGGUAGAGCCGAUUGUGGAAGCACCAGUAGUCGAAGAACCUGUGGUUGAACUGACCCUAGUGGAGGAAAUUACACCAGCUCCCGAACCUGAAGCAGCUCCACAACUAUCCUGGUCGUCUAUUGUGUCCCAAAAUACUGAGGUGACAACCACUACAACCGACACCCAUACCGUCGAAACUCCUGAAGAAAAGCUUUUGGAAGAAAAACCCAAGAAACAAAAGCCGAAGAAGGAGAAGAAACCAAAGGCAGAACCUGUUGUUGAAGCUGUGGUUCCUGAACCAGAGGUAGAGCCGAUUGUGGAAGCACCAGUAGUCGAAGAACCUGUGGUUGAAGUGACCCUAGUGGAGGAAAUUACACCAGCUCCCGAACCUGAAGCAGCUCCACAACUAUCCUGGUCGUCUAUUGUGUCCCAAACUACUGUGGUGACAACCACUACAACCGACACCCAUAACGUCGAAAAUCCUGAAGAAAAGCUUUUGGAAGAAAAACCCAAGAAACAAAAGCCGAAGAAGGAGCAGAAACCGAAGGCAGAUCCUGUUGUUGAAGCUGUGGUGCCUGAACCAGAAGUAGAACCGAUUGUGGAAGCACCAGUAGUCGAAGAACCUGCGGUUGAACUGACCCUGGAGGAGGAAAUUACACCAGCUCCCGAACCUGAAGCAGCUCCACAACUUUCCUGGUCGUCUAUUGUGUCCCAAACUACUGAGGUGACAACAACUACAACCGACACCCAUACCGUCGAAACUCCUGAAGAAAAGCUUUUGGAAGAAAAACCCAAGAAGCAAAAGCCGAAGAAGGAGAAGAAACCGAAGGCAGAACCUGUUGUUGAAGCUGUGGUGCCUGAACCAGAAGUAGAACCGAUUGUGGAAGCACCAGUAGUCGAAGAACCUGUGGUUGAAGUGACCCUAGUGGAGGAAAUUACACCAGCUCCCGAACCUGAAGCAGCUCCACAACUAUCCUGGUCGUCUAUUGUGUCCCAAACUACUGAGGUGACAACCACUACAACCGACACCCAUACCGUCGAAACUCCUGAAGAAAAGCUUUUGGAAGAAAAACCCAAGAAGCAAAAGCCGAAGAAGGAGAAGCCGAAGGCAGAACCUGUUGUUGAAGCUGUGGUGCCUGAACCAGAAGUAGAACCGAUUGUGGAAGUACCAGUAGUCGAAGAACCUGUGGUUGAAGUGACCCUAGUGGAGGAAAUUACACCAGCUCCCGAACCUGAAGCAGCUCCACAACUAUCCUGGUCGUCUAUUGUGUCCCAAACUACUGAGGUGACAACCACUACAACCGACACCCAUACCGUCGAAACUCCUGAAGAAAAGCUUUUGGAAGAAAAACCCAAGAAGCAAAAGCCGAAGAAGGAGAAGAAACCGAAGGCAGAACCUGUUGUUGAAGCUGUGGUGCCUGAACCGAUUGUGGAAGUAGAACCGAUUGUGGAAGCACCAAUAGUCGAAGAACCAGUGGUUGAAGUGACCCUAGUGGAGGAAAUUACACCAGCUCCCGAACCUGAAGCAGCUCCACAACUAUCCUGGUCGUCUAUUGUGUCCCAAACUACUGAGGUGACAACCACUACAACCGACACCCAUACCGUCGAAACUCCUGAAGAAAAGCUUUUGGAAGAAAAACCCAAGAAGCAAAAACCGAAGAAGGAGAAGAAACCGAAGGCAGAACCUGUUGUUGAAGCUGUGGUGCCUGAACCAGAAGUAGAACCGAUUGUGGAAGCACCAAUAGUCGAAGAACCAGUGGUUGAAGUGACCCUAGUGGAGGAAAUUACACCAGCUCCCGAACCUGAAGCAACUCCACAACUAUCCUGGUCGUCUAUAGUGUCCCAAACUACUGAGGUGACAACAACUACAAUCGACACCCAUACCGUCGAAACUCCUGAAGAAAAGCUUUUGGAAGAAAAAUCCAAGAAACAAAAGCCGAAGAAGGAGAAGAAACCCAAGGUUAAGCCCGUUGUUGAACAUUUUGUGUCAGAACCAGACGUAGAACCGAUUGAGAAAGCUCCAGUAGUCGAAGAACCUGUAGUUGACGUGAAGCCAUUGGUGAAUGUGUCUCCCCCGCUUGUCAUGUCGUGGUCUUCUAUUGUGUCGCAGACCAUUGAAGAGAAACCACAAACCGUCACAGAAAUCAUUGCUGGAAAGGACUCUCAGAUCACAGUCUCACGCGAAGGUGACAAUGAAGGCAAUGUGAAGAAAACAAAGUCGAAGAGGGAAAGGAAACCAAACAAGCCCAUUUCCGAAUUUAUCACUGAAGAUACUGUUGAUAAAUUAGAAUCUUCUCUCUCUAAGCCUUUAUCGCGUUGGUCGACUUUAGAAUUCCAAACAACAGAAUCCGAAACCGUGACCAAAACAACACAGAGUACACCGAAGUCUCAUGAUAUUAACAAGUUCAUAGCUCAGGAACAACAUUUCUCUAAUGUUGUUAAUGACAAGUCUAAAAAUCAGAAACCCAAAAAGGAAAAGAAACAUAGUAAGGUGGAGCCAAUAAGACAGCCUGUGGCAGAGAAUGUGUCAGUUACAGAAGGAAUAAUAUCGUCCAAUAAUGUAAAACCAGUUCCUGAAAUUUUACCAACCCAAACUUUGUCGUGGUCAUCGAUUGUGUCUCAUAAUAUAGACUUGACGCCAACAUUUACCGAUACGCGUCAUCCUGAAAAGGAAGAUGAUAUUCCCACCUUACACGACAAUAAGGAGAUCGGGUCUUCGCCUUUUGAUUUGCCAACCUAUGAGCAACCAACAUCGGAGCAGCAACAUCAACCACAAAUCGUGGAAGCCCCAGUGGAAAUCGAAAGUACCUCAGGAUCGAUAACUCCAGAGUUCCGCAUCCAGCUUCCGAACCCAACAAAAUCUUCAGUCUGGUCAUCAUCAGAAACUUAUGCCGAGGUGGUUAAGAAAUCUGGCUACAGUCACAACACAAACAUAAUAUACAAGAAUAUUGAAACUGUCAAGCCAAAACAGAACAAAAAACCGCAGGCUCCCGAAGUCCAGCCGCAAGAAGUUUUGGGAGAGUUCCCUGAUCCUGUCAUUCCAUCUGUAGAAAACACAGAAACAGAAACCUAUUUCGAGAAACCAUCUCAGUUGUCUUGGAAGGAACUUAUAGAUGAGGAUGAAAUAGAUCCGACGGAGAUUUGGUACCAAGAACCCAUCAAGGAAAUAAGUACACAGGUUUCAGUGCCACAAAGACCCUCUCGAACCACUGAGAAACCAACAAUACAAAUAUCCGAAGAAGUUUUUGCUGAAAUAGAACCGCAGCCGGAAAGCGAACAAGGAUUUUUGGAAAUAACUUCUAAGAAAAGAAAUAGAUCUCGUUCGCGAUCACAACACUCCCAGACCUCAAACGUGGAUGAAAAACCACUAAAGAAGAAAUCGAAGAAACCUAAAGAAAGGAAACCAGAAACCGUUGUCCAGCAACAAACCGAACCGAUAAGCGUUGAACCCACUAUUGAACAAGAACCAGAAGCUAAAACUGACACGGUAGAACCUCCAGCUCCUGUACCGUCUCUGUACACCUCUGGAAUGUCUUGGGCAGCCAUAGCUGCGCACAAUGUACCAGAACCUGCUCAACAAAUAAGGCCUCUGUUGGUGGAAACCAAGUCGGUAGUGGUAGAAGACGUUAAGAAUGCUAGACUUGGUCAACCCGUUAGUAUUCCCCUAACCUUUGAAACCUCAGAAACGAAGUCCAAAAAACCAAAACAAAAGUCCAAGCGGAAGUCGCCUUCUGACGUGGUUGAUUUUAUUAACGCGGAAAAAUCGGCUCACCAAACAGCUCCAACAACGCAAUCCCAAAAAUCCAUUACCGAGCAGCCAUCUCUAUCCGAGAAACUUCCUGCAGUAGAGCCAUUACCCGAGAGUCCAGAAAAAACAGCAAAGACCGUUGAUAUUGUAGUUGUAUCAAAGAGUGAAACACCAGUAGCUCCGUACGAAGCGCCCCUGGCACCAUUUGAGACCAUACCCGAGCCUUCUGACUCUGAACCCAUUCCGCCUCCAAAAGAGGAAUCGGUUCCUUUGGUCGAUGAAACCAAAACGAUCACUACUGUAACCACCACGAUAGUCACCACUGAAAAGCUGAACGAGGUUUCUGACACAAAAGAACUUGUUAAGCCUGAGGAGCCGAAAAAGCCAGCCUACGCUGGUCUUCCUGUAGACGAAUCGUCCAGCUCUUGGAUCGAUGUUUUGGAUGAGCCAAUGAACUUCUCGGAUGAAGACGAGCCAGUUUCUGAACCCCAAAAGGAGGUUACUGUUGUCAAAAAGGUAUCCGAACCAGAACCCAUUGAGAAGGUGCCUGUUGUCGAUGAAACCAAGACGAUUACAACUGUAACCACCACCACAGUCACUACCGAAAAGGUCAGCGAGGUUCCAGUUCCUGAGGAAAUCAAAAAGCCAGCGGAACCUGAGAAGAAACCUGAGGAGCCCAAGAAACCAGCCUACGCCGGUCUGCCUGUUGACGAUUCGUCCAGCUCUUGGAUGGAUGUUUUGGAUGAGCCAAUGAACUUCUCGGAUGAAGACGAGCCAGUUUCUGAGCCCCAAAAGGAGGUUACUGUUGUCGAAAAGGUAUCCGAACCAGAACCCAUUGAGGAGGUGCCUGUUGUCGAUGAAACCAAGACGAUUACAACUGUAACCACCACCACAGUCACUACCGAAAAGGUCAGCGAGGUUCCAGUUCCUGAGGAAAUCAAAAAGCCAGCGGAACCUGAGAAGAAACCUGAGGAGCCCAAGAAACCAGCCUACGCCGGUCUGCCUGUUGACGAUUCGUCCAGCUCUUGGAUGGAUGUUUUGGAUGAGCCAAUGAACUUCUCGGACGAAGAUGAGGAAGCUUCUGAAACAACUGUAACCACAACUACAGUCACUACUGAAACGAUCAGCGAGGUACCAUCUACAACUCCUUUGGCACCGUUUAUAGAUACACCCGAACAAGUUGAAACGAUUCCUAUUCGUGAACCAGUGCAAACUGUGGUAGAAACUGUCGCCAUUGACGAUGGAAAAACGCCUCUUGCUCCGUUCCAGUCCCCCAUUCCAGAUGAUUCAUUCGUUUGUGAAACAUCCUACUGGUCUGCUACACUGAAGCCUGGGCAAAAAACAACCAUUACAACUGAGACAACAGACUUGGAGCCUAACAAACCUAUUACAGUUUCCAUUCCCAACGAACAAAUCGUAGAGGAAGUGUCUGUUCAGUCGCCUAUUGAUCAGCCAACAACAUGGUCAGCAAUUGUUCAAACGGAAGCAACUGUUUUCCCAGCAUCUGAAGAAGAGCAAAAACCUGUGUCACCUGCAUGGUCUACUGUUGUGGUAAGCCAAACCAAAGACUUCCAAACGCCCAAGCCCAUAAGCGAUGUGGUGGAGGAACAGAGCAAAACAACCACAACAACCUAUGUUACAACUACCGUAACUACCCACAAGGAUGCUCCCAUUGUGGAUGAUGAGCCUUCUGCCACAUCCUACGUAUCGACUGUGGUAACCAGCCACACAAGUGAUUUGAAAUUGGAUGGUGGAUCGUCGAAGGAUGCAGUCGUUGCAACAACAGUAACUGAGGUUUCUCAUCCAGAGCCCCUUGUGGACAAUCUUUACCUCGAAGGAUUCCAAUUGCACCCUCAGUACGACCUGCUGCAGGGACAAUAUCAACAAUUGCAGGUGGUAAGCAAUCAGCAGAAACAGGAAGAGCCGAUUUCAACCAAAAUAAGUGAAGAAGUAAACUCUAUUGAAGAUUAUGUGAUAAUUGAACCCGAAGCAAUUCCCCAAAUCAAUUCUGAAAUCCUUGCUGUCAAUUUAUAUCUUGACCAGCACAAUAUUUUGCCCAAAUCCUUAAUAGAUGUCGACUUGAUUAGUCAUUUGGUCUCACAACCAAUCGAUAAACUAUCUGAACUUGUUGUAGAAAAAGAACCUGUAGUUGAGGUAACCAAGGUAGAGAAAGUCGUAGAAGUAUCUCCUGAACCCAUUGCUAGUGAUAAGGCGCUUGAGGAAGAAUCCCCCAUUCUACUCGAAUCCCCUCCGGCUAAGUCAAGUGAUUUGCCCUGGCACCUCAGUCAAGACGAUUUCGUCAAUCUAAUCAAUCACUACAGGCAGGCGGCAGUCGAUGCCUAUGCAUUGCUGCCGAGGGAAUCCACUACUGACAGGACCAAAGCUCAGGAAACUCAAGACGAAAAGCAUAAGACUGACAUUACAGAAACUGUAGUGACCACCACGACGGCCACGAUUACGGAUCGCGUUGUUGAAAAGACUGAACCAGAAGCAUCGUCAUUACCAAUCAUUCCUACUGCCCAGCCAUUAGCAACACCAGCAGCCCCCACUGGCAAUCUAGAUGAGUUGCGCUUGAAUCUGUAUCUGGACGACUGGCAGUCGCCUAAGCUGGAUGCGGAUUUGGUCAACGAUUCGAUUGGUCUAGAGAAGCCUGCUGAUGCUCCUAUUAGCGAAGCGGAACCCGACAAAGACAAGAAGCAGCCUGAUGAUGCAACUGCAACUCCAGACAAGGACGACAAGGACAGCGACGACGACGAUGACGACGACGACGAUGAGGGAGAUAAGCCCACUGUGCCUGAGAUUCGAAAGCCAAACGACGACGACGAUAAACCGAACGACCGCGAUCCUGGUAGCGGUAGUAGUGGUAACGUGACCCCCACACCCGAACAAGAUGGUCAGUACGGUCAGAACCGUAGCUGCUCGUCGGAAUACAGGUCCACGGAUCUGCCGGGCGGUGUGGGUCAUUGGCGGGAUCAGAGUACUUAUCUGGCUUUAGAAGCCGAUCAGCAGCCUCAGGUUAAACUAGGAGAUGAAAAUGUAUCUGUACUAACCGAAACUAAAACCACAAGCCCCGUCCCUGAACCCGAACCCGAAUCAGUCCCUGAAACAAGCCCCAGUACUACCAGUACUAGUACACCCCUUAACGUUGCAAAUGCACUAAUCCAAUUGGCGAGCGCCACAACUCACACGCUGACCGCAAAGGCGAACGCAGCGGCGGCAGCAACACAGGCAGCAGCUCUGGUGGCAACCAGUGCCCUGUUGCCUGUUGCCACAGCCGUAGUCGAUAAGCUGACAACGACAACACCAGCGAAGGAUACACCAGUGGAGGCAGUCGCCGAAAAACCAGCAGCAACUGCAGCACCAGUUGCAAAACCGGAUGUUGCACCUGAAACAGCAACAUCGUACACCGAAACUACAACAACCACGAGCAGCAGCACGGAUGAGGCGGUCACGGAGGCCGCCACAUCGCAACCCGUGGACAGUGCGAGUGUGAUAAAACGCACCACCACUACAACCACAACCGUAACGACAACAACCACAAUAGAAACACCGUCUAGCACCACAACGACAACCACGACAACGUCAGGCAGCAGCAACGAUCUGCUAGAACAGCGCCAGAAGGACUCAUUCGCGCAAGAGCUCGACGAACUGCUACAAUCGCUCUCGAGCGUCGAGGAUGGCAUCGCUAACAUGAACCAGAGCAGCCUGGAGGGCAUGCUACAAGGACUAAAGCUAAUCCAGAGCAAUCUCCAAGUACACGAAAGGGACGCCCACCAGUUGAAGGAGCAGGCAAAGAACUUGCCCACGGAUCCGGCCACCGAACGUUUGCUCAACGAGACCUUGGACCGUAUCGACUUGCUCCUGCGACGCACCCAGCAAGGCAUCACCAUGAUAGCGAAUGCUAUGCAUGGCCAGAAGAAGCGCCAGGAGGAGAUCGACGAGUACCAGCAGCAUCUGCUAGAACUGGAACGCUGGAUCAUAGAGGUUUCGGCCGAGCUGGCCUCCUUUGAACCCACCUCGGACAGCAGUACCGACGAGCAGGUGCUCAAGUCGCAGGUGGAGCGCAGCCAGCAACUCUUGCGCACCCUCAAGGAUCGCCAGCAGUCCAUGGAGGAUUUGGUCGAGCAGACGCGCCAGCUACAGUCGCAUCCCGAUGUGGCCCCACUGGCCGACACCCUGAUGGAGCAACUGCAGAGUAUCAUUACCAUUCUGCGGGAACAGGUCACAGUGGCCACCAGGCGCAUCUUCACCAUUGAGAAACGCAUCGUAGACCUGCGCAAAGCCAAGUCCGAAGAGGCCCAACGACAACGAGUGCUGGCCGACUCCCUCAUCAAGCCACCUACCGAGGUUCAGCCGGAACAACCGCACGAGUCUAUCGAAUCCAACGAGGAGAACACCAUCGAUUCUAGUUCCAUGCCGGAGGAGGAGGUUAAGCCCACUGGAGUUUAUGUUGAGACCCAGACGUCGCUGAGCCUGCAACAGCCACCAGCUGCAGUCGUGGUAACUACCACCACCGUGGAGGCUCAGACGAGCUUCAAGGAACCGGCAGUGGAAACUGCUGAAGUGGCACUGCAGACCCAGAAGGAGCGAUCGCCCACCGAGAAUAUCAUGGUGACGCAAACGGUCCAGCAUGGCAAGGAAACGAUUCAGAUCGAUACCACUCGCAACCAGGAUAUACCUGACCAGCCGGAAGAUGUCCAGAUUGAGGCACGCUACCAUCAGAAACCACAUGGCGAUGUCGAUCGGGCCACCGAGUUGAUCCUAAAGAAUGUGCCUCAGGCAUUCGAGACCACCUUCGUGGAGCCGGAUGAAACUACCACCGAGGUGGUUGUGGGUCCCGACGGCACCAAGCACAUAGUCCUCAAGAAGGUGACCCGAACCCGGCAGCAGAUUGUGCAGCAGCAGCAGAUCAGCUCCAUUGAGACAAUCAGCGACUCGGAUGGAAAUAUCGAGGUGCACUCCACCGGCCAGAUCAACCUGGAGAAUGUGCAGACCACGGACACCAAGGCCGACCCCCAAGAGGGCAGUAUCCAGACUGUGAUUACGCAGCAAACCCGUGGGGCAGUAGUGGACUCCUCCCAGCCCGAAGGCGUUGUCCUGCAAGAGUUCGAAACCGAGCCGAUUGUUGAGACGUACGAGGAGGUAAUUGCCCCAGGUAGAUCGCAGCAGCAGCUUAUUCCUGCGGACGUUCAGACCCAAGGCAGCAUCCGAGCUGUGGUACAGCAGGUUACACGAAAGGUGAUUCGAAAGACACGCAAGAUCAUCAAGCGGGUGGUCAUCAUCGACGGCAAGGAGCACAUCACCGAGGAGGUGAUCGAGGAGCCCGAGGAGAUCGAAGUCACCGAAGAGGAAACAGCGCCACACAUCAACGUAAACAUUGUGCGCACGGUGAACGGAAAAGUGGUGACCGAGGAGGAGUUCCAGCGCAUGAUGCAAGAGCCCGGCGUGGUUAUCGAAGAAGUUGCCUCGGAUCUGUCCAAGCCAACCGCAGAGCCGCAGCAACAGGUAUUUGAUAUUGAGUCUACCCAAGGCACCACAAUCACCACACAAGAACAAGAACAAGUACUAGAACAGAAACAUCCAGAACAACAGACACCAACCGAAACGAUCAAAGAAGCACCCGUAGAGUUGCCAGCACCUCAAGUAGAUGUUGAACAACCCGUAGAAGUCGCCUCUACCAGUCCCGUUCCUGUUCCUGUUCCAACAGCGGUUCCUGUAACUGCAGCCAAAGAGUCCCCAACUCCAUCAACCACUUCCCCAGACAUCCUAGAUGAGCCGAAGGUGGUCGAGGACAUCCACGAAAUCUGGCCACUAGAACAUCAUCUGAAACCCACCAACAUUGACUUCUCCCAGCACCUCGAAGAACUAUCACCUGCACAAAUAAUCACCUCCGAAGAAACUGGACCUGCAUCUAUGCCGGUGGAGGAGAUUUGGCCGACUAGUCCAGAGACUGGCAACUCCUUGGCCCUGGAACAGUAUGAAUUCGAGCCACAAGCGCCCACCGAGCAGAUCGUUAAAUCGGAGAAGAAUGAGCCAGAGGAGGCUGAUGCAGUUAGCAUAGGCAGUAUUACCAUUAGCAAGACUAUCACCACCAUCACCAGCGCCGGAGAGCUAUCGAAGGAACCUGUUGUUGUGCAGGAUAUUCCAUCGGAGGCCUCUUUCACAAAUAAGACUGAAUUGCAGAGCUUCUUGGAAGCCGAACAAAAUCUGGCUGCCACUUUGAAGGAACAAUCUUCACCGAUUUCCGAAAGCAAGGAGCCUGAGGUGAAAGAGAAACCUGUACCAAUUGAGGAAGUGAAGGAAUCUUCACCACAACAGACGGUUGAAGAAAUUGUAACCGUUGCAACGACUGAACAGAAACCUGUAGACCCUGUUUUCGAGAAGGAUCCAGCUCCCAGUCAGAUCGACCUGCGCGCGGCUACUCAGCUAUUCAUCUCUGGUGAAGCAGCUGCGUCCACGGCUCCCCAGAAAUCCUUCCAGAUCACCGCUCCUUCUCUCGAGGACAAUGGCGAUGGUGUUUUGAAGGUUAUCUUGGGCAAAGAAACCACCACGGAGGACGACUCCACGGCACCAACUACCGGCAAGGUUAGCAUGACCAUCAUUGAGACCGCUGCGGCGCCAGCCGCCGACGCCAAGCGGCGUCGAAAGAAAAAGAAGAGAAGAAAUACAAAAUCCGAAGGGGAACCAGAAUUAGAACAAGAAGCCAUUAAAGAGCCCGAGGUAUCGCCAGAGUCAGAGGACUCUCACCAAGAUCCUGUGCGCCAUGAAUCCGUUGUGGAGAUCAGUGCUGAAAGCGAUUUGUCCAGCAUUGAAGUGGAACCAAAGGUCAAGGUGGUGGAAGACGCCAUCGUUUCGCCACCCUCGGAAUCGCCCAGGGCCCCGAUGGUCGAGUUGGUGAUUCCCACAGAAGUUGUGGAAUUGUCCAUUGUGGAGGAUGAGGAACAGCAAACCACUCCACGCGUUCCCUCCCCCACUGAAGCCCCCGAACCGGUGGAGCAGGACAUCAAGUCCGUGCAGACAUCGCCGCAACAUCAGCCCAAACUGGAUGAGAUUGCUGUGCAGACUAGCAUAGAUGUCCAUCCGGACAACCAGGAGAAUGAAUCGCAGACUUUGAUUGUGGAAAUUACAGAGACCGAAGCUCAAACCACUCCCAGGAGCGAAGAGAAGCCAGCUGCCGUCGAGGUGUCCACCACGGAAAUUCAAACCGAUGUCAGUGGCCAACCUGCUGAUACCGUGGAGAUUUCCAGCCAAACAACGGUGACCACCACCAUUGAGAAGGAACUGCAAACCACGCCCAAGGAAUCUCCUCGUGCCCCUGAGCCUGGCAGCAGCGAUGUGGUGCAAUUUUUGGUUCAUGAUCUGGUUAAGGACAUGACUACUGAUCUGCCAGUAGCCACUACGGAGCAAUCGACAGUGACCGAGAUCACCACAACCACUGAGACUCAUGCCCAGACAACUACUCCCGAGCCAAGGGAACAAGUUGAAAGUAUUAGGCCAGAAACUGCCAACGAGGAGACAUCCACAGAGGAGCUGGUGCAAGUGACUGAUGGCGAGAUGCAGACCACGCCUCGUGGAGAUCAGCAGCCCGCAUCCCUGGACGAUAACUCUCUGACCGCCACGUCGAUCUCCAUCUCGGAACCCUACGAACUGGAAGUGAAGACCACGGUGGCCAUUCCAGCGGACUCCGAUACUUCGGUCGCUGAGCCCACGGUCUACGAAUACACACAGACCAUGCAGUUGCCCAAGCAGGACAAGAAAAAAUCCAAGAAGGACAAAAAGAAGCAGAAGGAAGCUCAAAAGGAAGUGGAGGAGCCGCAGCAGCGCCCAGAAGAGCCGCAAAUCAGUGUCACGGUAGAAAUAGCACCCGAGUUGCUCUCCGAAUCGGGUAUUGUGGUGUCCACCAAUCAGGAAAUCGAAGAGAUCGAAGAUGUACCUCAUGUCGCACCUGUAGUGGAGGCUUCAAUUGUGCCAGAAGAUGCAGAGUCGCCCAAGACACAGAAAGUACAGCUUCAGAUCACCAAGACCACCGUCUACGAAGAGUUCCCCAACCUGCCAGUGCACAUCACGGAGCAGAACAAGGUCCUGAUUGCUUCCCAGCAAAGCAAACGAUCGGGAGCCGGACCCAAUUCUUCGGCGGUGACCAUUGAAGAGGUGGCAUCUCCUACUGAGGAGCUGGUGGUUCCCAUUACGCCUGGUCCCGACAAUAUCACCGACGAGCCCAGCAAUGUAUGGUUCAGUGCUACGACCAGUGUGGACAAGACGCCCAUUGAGCUCACCCAGGCCCUGAUCAUGAGUGAAAGCCUUCAGCACUAUCCAGGACAGCAAAAGCAACAGAAGCCGCAGCAACAGCCCAUCCUUGAAUCCGCAAAGGAGGUCAUUGGCGAUCGCAUCAAGAACCUAAAGCAAGCGUCGCCACAGCAAUCCACGCCUUUGAGCAAUGUGCUCCACUUGGCGACACUGUCGGAGCAGAUCAAGGAUGUGCCCACGGAACAGCGUCUUCUUGAGGUCAACGAGGGCCUCCAAGACCUGGAUGCUGCCAUCAAAACCGGUGACAAGACCGUCAUCCAAACCACUGUAAUCACCGUCAUCGAGAAGGUUUCUACUUGGCUGGAGACGAUCGAGUAUCGUGUGUACCUCAUCCGCCAGAACUCCAACGAAGGACCCUCCGAAGAGAAGCUGGACAACUAUAACCAGCUCAACGAGGAGCUCAGCGCCAUCAAGCAUAAUGUUGGCCAGUUGGAGCGUCAGUUGUCCAAUGCAGAGCCAGAGCUGCUCCAGUGUGUGGACUCUCUGAAGGAACACGUGGACGCGGUGGAACAAGUGACGCAGCAGAACCAAGUGCAAGAUAGCAAUGAUCUGGACAAGUGGCACAGCUUUGAGGUGCUUUUGUACAACGUGUCCUCGGUUCUGUCGCAGCUCCAGCAGCGAUACGAUAACCUGACCAACCAGGACUAUCCCCUGUCCGUCAAACUGGCGCUGCUGGAUGAGUUGGAGCAACAGCACGAGGCGGCCCAAAAGGAACUGGCUCAACUCAGCCAGAACGCUCGCGCCUUCCAGAGGGACUUCCCGGGCAAGAAGAUGCCCCAGGACGUACACAAUGCCUUUGAAACCAGCAAGAAUAUUGCCAACAAUAUCCAGGCUGAGAGGGAGCGCGUCCUGCAACUACAAUCUCUGGCCGAGGAGUACGAGCAGACCCUCAAGGAGUUCACUAACAUCACCGUACUGGCAGAUAAGCUUGUUGAGAGCCCUAUAGUUUCCAGUUCCCUGGAGCAGCUGAACAACGAGGUUCAGAAACAGCGCAAGUUCUUUGUGAACUUAAGCCACUGCCGUGCCAUGUUGGAAUCCCUGGAGGAGAACAUCGACAGCGAGACUCGCGAGAAGCACUCGGAACUGCACAAGGAGCUGUACAACAGAGCCACAAUCCUGUUGGAUAAGGCAUCGGAACGAUCCUCGAAACUUGUUCAGGCUGCCUCUCGUUGGACGGUUCUGGAGAAGGGCAUGCGCGAUGAGCUGCAGUGGCUCCAAGUCGCCCAGCAGAGAGUGCCCGAUCUAUCGGCCGUGACUUCGGCGGACUACGACCAGUACACCACGCUCUACCAAUCUCUGAGCAACGACAUCUCCCACCACUACGUGAAGAUGACCCAGCUGUCGGGAAUUGCCAACAAAUUGCAGCAGCUCGUCCAAGCCCCCAAUCUCGUCGAGGAAACUAACGAGGCAUUGAUCGUGCUCCUGAAACUGCGCGAAGAGGUGGCUCUGUAUCUGCACCGCCUGCUGGUCUUCAAGGAGAUCUGGGUCCAGUACGAGCAGCAGACCGACAAGCUGGAGGCGUUCGUCCGCGAAGCGGAGCAGGAACUCCGGCAAAUCCAGAUUCCGGCCCAGCCCACCCAGCAGCCCAUCGAGCAUAUGCGUCAGUUCUGGGAGAUCAAGGCCCGGUUCGAGCUCCACAACAAUGUGCGAACCGAGGCUGGUCAUAACUUCGAGAAAUCCUUGCAGGUCAUCCCACUAGCCGACGAGAUGCUCCAGCGACAAUUCCAUGCCCAACUGGAGGACCGCUGGCAGGCCGUGGCCCAGGCCAUUGAGCUCAUCCAGCACAACAUUGUGGAGUCCCUGUCAUCGGAGGACGUGCCUGCCGACGAGAAACUCAAGUUGGUGGAGCGAGAGCUGCAGGAGAUCUACCUGACCAUGACCAGUAUGAAGGGUGUGAUCAAGAACGAGGAGGAACUCUGCCUUUACAUCGAGCGCGUCCAAGUCCUGCGCACUCGCGUUGGAUUCAUUGGCAAUGAGCUGGGCAGGAUUGGCCUGCAAGAGCCGGCAGUGGAACCAGAAAAGGUGGGCGAGCUAUUCGCCCUCUCGCACAAGAUCAGCACCCAGAUAGCCGAAGAGCUGGAGGGUGCCUCCGUGCUGCGGGAUCAACUGCAAGCCAUCCAGGAGGGAAUCAGCAACCAGCGCAAGCAUCAAGCCAAGAUCUCUGUCAUCCUUGAUGAGUGUGAGGCCGCCGAGAGGCAGGGAGCCGAUGUUCUCGAAAAGGCCGUCGCCGACUGCCAGAAUGUUGGCGAAGAGUUGGUGACCAGCUGGCAGGAGAUCAUGCGCAUCCGCCAGAUGCUGCACACCCUGCCCAUGCGCCUCAAGAUGUCUGUGUCGCCGGUUAAGCUGGAACGGGACAUCUCGCAGCUGCAAGACGACCAUGCCUUCCUCGAGAGCAAGUGCACCAACAUAAUGGGCAUUCUGCGAAACCGAUUGGCCAUGUGGCUGCGCUACGAGCGCCAACUGGAGCUGGUCCAUGGCUCCGUCCAGGAAACCGACUUCAUGAUGGAGCUGAUCCGCGUCCAUGGCCAGGUCGACUACGAGCGCCUGCGGAAGGCCACCGAGCGAUUGGAGGGACUGGCCGGCGAUCUGCAGAACCGCGAACAACUGAUAGACGAACUGAAGGGAGCUGCCAAACCCCUCAUCGAGAGCUGUGAUGUCCAGAUUGUGGAGCAGAUCGAGUCGGCGGUCCAGGAGGCGGUAGUGGCCUGGAACGAUACCAGCGACAACCUCCAGCAGCUCCGCACCCGCUACCAGAGAGCCGUUGAACUGUGGGACAAGUACCGCAACGCAUCCGCGGCCGUAAAGAGUUCAAUUGACCAGCAAAUGGACACCGUGAAGUCCUUGGAGCAGCCCUUGGAUACCCUGCAACAUGCCAAGGCCUGCCAAGACAACCUGAACAACCAGAAUGACCGAAUCUUGGAGCUGCGCGACAUUGUGGCCAAGAUCGCCGCCGAUGUCGGCCUGGAUGCCUCCGCCCUGAUGCAGGGCGAACUGGACGCUCUGGGCCAGAGGUUGGCCGAGUGCAAAGAGGCCAUCACAACAUUGGCCAACGUGGCCGAAUCACAGGACAAGGAGCGCAAGGAGCUCGACAAAGAGGUGACUCUGGCCAAGGCGUACUUCAACAAUGUGCAGCAGGACAUUUCACGAGAACCGCCACAAAAUCCCAGAGAGAGCGAGGAGCAGUUGGUCGCCCUGCGAGCCCAUCUCCAGACCUUGGCCCGCACGGAGGAGCAGCUGCGUCAGCUGAAGGAGCGCCAGCAAAACAACGAGGUGGCACCUUCAGUGACCGGACCCGAUGACGAUGGCAUCCUCGAGGUUUUGGCCCUGUGGCAGAAAAUCUUCCAGGACACCUUCCAGGAGUACCAUCGCCUGUCUACGCGCCUCGCCCGCAGCCAGAACAGCUCGGAGGCGUUGCGCCUGUGGCGCCAGUACCUGCAGCACGUCCAGUCGUUCCUGUCCUGCGCCAUACCCGAGGACUACGGCAGCCUGCGGGAGCAGCAGCAGCUGUGUGCCAUUCACCAGAACCUGCUGAUUUCGCAGCAGAGCGUGCUUUCGGAGAUGCCACUGGAAUCGGAGGUAUCCGAGCAAUACAAGGCACUGACCAAUCUGCACAACGAGACUCUCUCGCGGAUCAUGCAGCGAAAUGGUGAGCUGGAGCGCCGGGUGAGUGGCUGGAAUGCCUAUCGCCAGCAGUUGGCCGCCCUAUUGGAUUGGCUGCGCCAGCGGGAAGCGGAGCGAAAUGCCCUUCAGCUAAGAUACAUUCACCUGAAGCGAGUGCCCCACCUGAAGAACCGCCUGGACGCCAUGCUUCAGCAACUGGACCAGGGCGAACAGCAGAGCAAGGCCCUGCAGGAUCAGCAACAGGAGCUAUCCCGUCACUGCGACGAUGCCCUGGCCACCGCCAUGCGCAUGGAGCAGGCCAGCAUUGGUCAGCGGAUCGGAAACCUUCGGGCCGCACUGAAGACCUGGCAAGGAUUCCUGCAGCGCAUCACCCAGCUAUCGGAAAGCUAUGAGCAGCGUGUGCAGCAGUUGCAGAAGGAAUUCGGAGCAGCUCAGCAGCUUUUGGAGGCCAACAGCAUCGAAUCCCUGCCCACUCAGCCGGCGGCCAUUGAACAGCUAUUGGGAGCCCUGCGAUCCCAGCGCGUCCAGCUGGGUGCCCAAGUGCCCGCCCUUGAGGGACUCACUGUCACCCAGGAGGAGCUUAAGGAGUGCAUCAGCCCGCACGACAUGAAGACCAUUCGCCAGCGCAACUGGCUGCUCUGGCAGCAGCACGCUGAUCUAGACUACCAACUGGCCAACCUGAUCAACUCGAUCGAGGAGCGGCUGUCCCUGCUUUCCAACUACCAGAUCAGAUUCGAACGCAUCUCCCAUUGGCUGGUGCGUUUGGAACAGCGGGUGGAGAAGGACGCGGAUGUGGCGGCCAUGGCCAAUCCGGAACAGGCGGCCAAGCAGCUAGAGCAGCAAAUAAACUCCGAGCUGCAGCUGCGAGACAAGGAGCGUGAGUGGAUUCUGUCCACCGGACGGGAACUGCUUACCCUCUACUCUGAGCCGGAAGUUCGGUCUCAGGUGCAACAGCAGAGCGAUAACCUCAUCGACCGCUGGCAGCGCCUGAAGUACCUGUGCAAGCAGAGGGCCACCAAGAUCGGGGAACUGAAGAUGACGCUACUCCGGCUGGAGGAGCGGAUAGCCCUGAUUCGCGCCUGGCUCUUCGAGGUAGAGUCUCAGCUAGACAAGUCCCUUAGCUUCGAGAGCUACACCCCCAAUGUGAUAGAGGCCAAGCUGAAGGAGCACGAGCAAAUCCAGCGUUCCAUUGAACACCACAGCAGCAACGUGGGCGAGGUGCUGAAUCUCGUCGAGAUGCUGUUGAACGAUGCGGACAGCUGGCGUACCCAGGUGAACACGUCCGGGCUGGCUAUCUCCGCCCAGAACCUCGAGCAGCGCUGGAAGAACGUGUGCAACCAGUCAGCGGAGCGCAAGCAGCGCAUCCUGACCAUCUGGAACCUGUUGCAGCAGCUGAUCAAGCUAACAGCCGAGCACAAGAACUGGCUGGGCAAGCAGGAGAGCCAACUGACUGGCUUCGAAAGAGACCAGAAAUCCAACAGCAAGCACAAGCUGGAGGAGCGCCAGAAGGAGCUCAAGGCCAAGCUGGAGGAGCUAGAAAGCCAGUCUGUGAAUCUCCGCCAGCUGGAGCAGAUUUAUGCCAAACUGACGAUGAGUGCCGGCGUGGAGCCGGAGAACAUCCAGAAGCUGACACUGCCCACAAAGGUGAUGGUGAGCAUGUGGCGUCAGCUGAUACCACGCUGCCAAGCCCUUCUGGAUGCCAUCGACAAGGAUGCGAAAAUUUUGCGAGAAUUCAACAAUGCCCAGUUGGAGGCCACCAGCUCACUGACCGCCAUUCAAAAGGCCCUCGAGCAGCUGCCUAGCCUGGAGGAUCAACAGAGCUCCAAGGCGGACCCGAAAGUGGUUAUUCAGCGUUUGGAGAGCCUGGAGAAGAAACUACAGGAUGCCCAACAACAUGUCCAGCAAGCCGAUAACCUGUCACAGGAGGCCAAGUCCCGGACGAAGCAGCAGCCGCAACUGAAGCAACUCCUAGAACUAAUCACCGCCUACACCACUCUCUGGCAGACAGUUCAGACGAGGAUAGUUACCCUCAAGACCAGUUGGCUGACUCGGGCGGCCCAGGCAGCCGCCGCAGCUGCUGUUCCCGUGACGGAAGCCGCCAACGCCGCCAUCCAAGUGAACACCCUGUCCCAAAGGAAGAUGCGUCAGACGCAACAAAUGCAACGUGAAACCUCCAUCACCGCCAAGGAUGCCUACAUCAUGGAACUACAGACGGCCAUCACCGAGUGCCAGGCCAAUCUCGACGAGCUGCAGCGCACGGUGGCGGACAAGACCCGCAAGCCGGGUCCCCAGAAGAUCGCAAAGUUGCUGGGCAACGCCCAGUCCUCCACCGAGUUGGUGAAGCAUCUGAGCCAACUGCUGCUCACCGAGUGCCAGGCCGAUAACCAGGCUGCCCAGGUGGAAACCGUUGCAGAGCUCACGUUGCGCUUUGACACACUGCAGUCGCAGUGGAAGGCGCGACAGCAGCACGAUCAGAAUGCAAGGUGCCACCUACCUCCUUCCUACAAGUACAACUGCAUACACGAGGUCGGCCGGCUAACGUGUCCGCUCUGCACGCAGCGUAAUUGGCAGCAGAUCGACAACGAUCUGUGGCGCCUUGAACAGUGGCUGCAGUUCGCCGAGAGCACCCAGAAAGCCCAGACAUCUCCCCCCUCCAACAUCGAGCUUCUCGAGGAUGUCACCCAGGACCAUCGUGAGUUCCUGCUGGAUCUCGAGAGUCACAAGUCGAUCAUCUCAUCCCUGAACGUGGUCGGUGACCAUCUGGCCACCCAUACUCUGGACACCGAAAAGGCGCGACAAUUGCGAUCCCGUCUAGAGGCUGACAACGAGCGCUGGAACAAUGUCUGCAUCAAUGCCACGAAGUGGCAAGGACUGCUGCAAACCGCCCUGAUGGGCAACAGCGAGUUCCACCAGACCAUCGAUGAGCUGGUGGACUGGCUGCAGCGAACCGAGCAGAACAUCAAGGCUUCGGAGCCCGUAGACCUCACUGAGGAGCGUUCGGUCCUGGAGGCCAAAUUCAAGAAAUUCAAGGACCUGCGUGCCGAGCUCGAAAGAUGCGAACCCCGUGUAGUGAGUCUGCAAGAUGCGGCUGAUCAGCUGCUGCGAGCUGUUGAAGGCUCCGAGGAGCAGUCCCAGCACACAUACGAGAGAACCCUUUCCAGGUUGACCGAUCUCCGGCUGCGUCUGCAAUCCCUGCGCCGUCUCUCUGGAAUCUAUAUCGUCAAACUGGGCGCCGUCCUCGGCUAUGAGGGCGAUAACCUUGGCGUGCCCCUACACCUGUUGUCUAGUGAGCUUUUGGAUAAUACUACAUUAUCAACCUCUUCUAUGCAGGCCGCCGCACCCAACACUGAAAAUGCAAACAACACCGAUGGCGAUGCUGUCGAUGGCGAUGUCAUCAAUACCACGGUUCUGGCACGCGGUGCUCGCUUCCUAGGCCGCGUUGCCCGUGCCUCCCUGCCCAUUCAGGCUCUCAUGCUGCUGCUUUUAGGUGUGGCCACUCUGGUGCCCCACGGUGAGGACUACACCUGCAUGUUCUCGAACACCUUCGCCCGCAGUCUAGAGCCGAUGUUGUCGUACCCCCACGGACCUCCGCCAACCUAAAUUACCCACUAAAAGUAUCCAAAAAUAAUGCCCAAACAAAUACCCAUGCUGUCGAGUUGCCGUUGGAUUAGUGCAUUGAGUAAAUCAAGAUCAAAGUCAAGAAACCUAAUAAGAAUACCUAACUGUAGCGUAGUGUGAGAAGAAAUACCUUAAUUUCAAAUGCCUUUUGUAUGCUAAAUUCCUGUAAAAACCUUCGCACCCUAGUGCGUUUGGAAAAAGAUUUAUAAAUGAAUUAAAAUCGUUGUAAAUUUGUAGUUGUAUGUAAUUUUAUAGAGAUUUGAUAGCUAGAGGCAUUGAUACAAGAAGAAAACCCCAAAAAAUUUGUAUAUAACCUACUGACAAGACUCGACGAGCCGAACAUGAAACACUACAAAAAAAUAUAUGAAGAUCAAUAACCAUGUAUGCAAAACUAACGACAAGUAACGAAACCCUUUUGUAAAACGACAUAUACAUUAUACAUAUAUAUUUGCACAGCAAACAAUUUAUAUAAUCAUAUAUACCCACGUAUAUGAUCAAAAAAAAAAAAAACAAAAAAACAUAUAGAACCCAACAUUUUGUAUAUAAUGAAAAAAUUAAGCUAAUACGAAAUCAAAGUACGCACACGAAAAUUUAACUCAUAACCGCACGUUUCCCUUCAAAAAGAGGAAUUGCAGCAUGGGAUUGUGUUCGGAGUCUUGCAAAUUUCGUGGAACAUUUUUGCAGGGCUUGAAUACAAAUUCCUGCUGCCAUCAAUUGGCUAGGGACGCGAACAAAACGCAAGACAAAUCAUGACCCACAUAGACCAAAUGCCUGGAGACCUAUUGGCUAACCAAUGACAGCUACUGGCUGCUCGCCUUUCUCCCAAUUUCAAGGCGAUGCAGAUCGUAAAAGCCAUUGCUUAACUUUUAGACUCUGGCCCUUUAAGCUACCACUGCCAAGGGAUAUAUCCUUCCCUGGCCAAGCUCUCUCCCACGGCCAGGAGGAGGGAAAAUAACCAUCAAGUGCACCCGCCACAGGUCACUAUGAAAUCCGAUCGAUCCUAAAACACCAACAUGGCAGCGGUGGCUAGACAUUUCAAGCAUUCCUGAGACUCAUUUCCAAAUUACCCAUAGACAUUGACCCGUCCUAGCCAUUGGUGUCAAAUCCUCCCCAGAAACAGGGAGCGUGCGGGCCACGAGCAUUGAACAAAACGAAGCAAGUGUCCUAUGCCGGUGCUAAACCAACCAACAAAUUUUCUAUAUAAAGAAAAAAUGUAAAAUGCGUAUACAAAAAUGAAAUUAAUAUUAUAAAACAUAAAGAAAAACUCUUGAAAAAAAUCGAAAAAAUGCAAUCUGCCAAUAGAAAAGUGGCUAAAGUCCAUCCAGUAAUGAAACCCAUUUUGUUGUUAAUAUUUUUUGAUAAUCCUAAUUGUAUUUGCCUUAUACUUAUCCAACUUGUUUAUUAAUACUAUUUUUUAUUAUUUAACGCUUGAGCAAUUAUUGAGAAAAUACAUACAUUUAUUUAUUAGCCCUAUGCGAUUUAUUACCUAUCUAAUUAAGUUUGAUUUAAAUGUUAAAUUUGUGUAAUUUGCUGCUUCUAUCUGGUUAUAAAAAAUGAAACGUUAUCAAGUUUAUAUAAUUUAUCUAGCAUUUUAAGAUUUCCUUUCUUGUGAACAACUGUACCUUUAUAUGCAUUAUGAUUAUUAAAGAACAAUUUAAAAAUA